CCCUGGAAUGAAUUAUUGCGUUGUGCACUUCACCUCUCAUUAAGUUGUCAUGCAUAAAAAGAUUACUCAUUGAAGGAUUACUUGUUUUUACUAUCAUCAUGGAUUCUGAUGAAUCGCAUGUCGAAAUUGCUUAUGAAUCUCAGGACGGCGAAAGUCAAGAAAGAUCUCAAGACGGUGAAUUUCCUUCAGUCAGCUUCAGCGAGAAAGAAGAAGUGCAAUGUGACGUGGAGCCAGUUCGGUUAGUAAGCAUUAGGCCUCUUGUUGAUACCAACGAUCACUCGGAUAGCAGCAAUUCUGUGGUCGAGCAACCGUCGAGACAAACUGCCCGCGAUUUGUCCAAGUAUAACUGGAAGCAUUUCUUGCCGAUUACUCGCCGGUAAGUUGAAGAUUUAUAAGUAUAAGUUAGUGCACUUUGGUUUGAGCCAAAGUUCACAGCCGUAAUAUGACUGACUCACGGACUGAAGGCGGGUCAGGGGCAACGAUUUUCGAAGAACGUUUUUAGACGACUAUUUUGCCUAUAAACUUACAAGUUGAGAAAUGUCCUUGUGAACAGGAGCUUAAGUAAUACAGAUAAUUUAUCUUUAACGGGCAAUUUUUUAUGGGGUACAUGUAAGCGCGAAUCACUGACCCUUUCAAAAGAGCUUACAUGUGCCCUAUUAUAACAGUUCCAUUGUUUUUUUUAAGACGAUUUUUUUGGAAAGAAUUACAAGCUUCUAAUUGACCAGCUGCCAGAAGGUUUACCAAAUCACAAAAUGAAUGACAGUCCAGUCUUCUACAGAUAAUAACUAGGUUUCAAUUAAAAAAAAAAAGGUUAGGGGACAAGGAAUAUAGGUGUUGUAUGAUAAGAUUAUUAUUCAUUCAAAGUAUUUCUCCAGUUCUGAUUAGCUAAAAUGCCAUGCAUAAUUCAUCAUAACCAACUACUGUCGACGAAAUUUGAAAGAAUUUUGUGAUAUGUGAAAAAUGACGUCAACUGUGGAACAUAAUUGCCAGAAAACUGAACAGUAAGCUGAGAAGACCUGCAACGAAGUUGAGUUGUUUUGGUUGUGAGUACAAAAUGGCAGAACAUUUUACGUACAAUAGAAUGGAACUACUUAAGAGCCACUUUACAAACGUUUAAUUUUGGCCCUGACAUACUCAACUGGUUUCAAGUUAUUUACAACCAAGCAUCGAGCUGUGUACUGCACAAUGGUCAUGCAUCGGACUUCUUCCUUCUCGAGCGAGGUGUGCGACAAGGUUGCCCACUAUCUGGCCUCCUUUUCGUUGUUGAAAUCGAACUCUUGGCUAGAGUACUUAAGAAAGACCAUACUAUUAAAGGCAUCAAAGUCGGUCACAAGGAAAUUAAGAUAACUCAAUACGCAGACGAUACAACCGUUUUGGUGCGAGAUCUUGAUCCUGUCACACAAUUACUAAAACAUUUAGACAAAUUCAAGCAGAUCAGUGGCCUCAAAAUUAACACAAACAAAAGCAAAGCAUUGUUGGAGGUCACGCAAAGACAAGCCGUUUGGUUUUAAAUGGCCCAAAGAACCAGUCUAUGCCCUUGGUAUACACUUUUCCUGUGACUUAAAGCAAGCCAACACCCUUAACUUUGAAGAAAAGAUUUGUUCUUUAGAAAAAACACUCAACAACUGGAAAAAAAGAAAGCUACCUUUAAUUGGCAAAAUCAAUAUUGUCAAGACAUUAGGUUUGUCGAAAUUCAUUUAUUGCAGUUCCUUACUGACCAUAUCUAAAUCCCUCAUAGACAGAAUUAGUAAGAUUAUUUUCAGCUUCAUUUGGGAGGGUAAGCCUCCCAAAAUUAAGAAAAAGACUAUCAUUGGUGAAAAACACUGCGGGGGCCUAAAAAUGAUUGACUUUGAAAUCAUGGAGCGGUCACUAAAGAUUGCUUGGAUAAAGCAUAUCCCUGAAUCAAGUAAUGCAUCGUGGAAAAUAAUCCCAAAUCAAGCUCUUAACCAAUACGGAGGUCUAGAGUUCCUCAUUGAAUGCGACUACGAUCCUAAGCUACUCAACUUAAAGAACUUUCCCGAGUUUUACCACACCAUUUUAAAUUACUGGCAUGACUUCAGAAGACUAACCUGUGACAAACAAUUUUCCAUUAUAAACAAAUAAUUUGGAACAAAUGUAUUGAUGGAAAACCAAUUUAUAUUAAAUCCUGGUGUAUAACUGGAAUUCGUUGCAUCAAAGACCUUUUAAAUGUUAACCUUAAAUUUCUUACUUUAUCAGAAAUGAAAGAGAAAUAGAACUUUCAAUUUCCUUUUACCACUUAUUACGGCCCUUUAAGAACUAUACCAACUGAAUGGAAAAGUGCACUACGAGUCAAAGCAGGCGUGCAUGAUGAAUCUGAAAACUGCGAAACAUCCUUGAAGCUUUUUUCCACAAAAGAAGCCUAUUCUUCCAUACUUCACAAAAGCUUCUCAGCACCCACUGCUGAAGACAGAAUUUUAGAUCAUGGGUUCACCAAAGAGGAAAUUCCUUACAUCUACAUGCUCCGAUUUAAAAUCUUGAAAGAACCAAAACUGAUUAUGUUCCAAGUCAAAAUUGUUCACAAUAUUUUACCUAUUUUUAUUUUACCUUCCCUGCGCGCAUAACUGAUACUGAUGUUUAAUUUGUCCUUUAUGCAACCUUAAAAGUCAAUCUCUAAAACAUAUGUUAAUUACCUGUAGUGUAUCCUCUUCGUUUUGGACUUGUUUUUCUAACUGGUGGCACGAAAAAUUUAAUCAAAAACUCACUCAAGGCUGAAAGCACUAUUUUAUAUGGUUGGUGCAAAGAGUCAAAUAACUGGGAAGUGCUUAAUUACUGUUUGAUUGUCACCAAAUAUAAUGUUUCUGCUACAAGCGUACACAACGGCGUCCUGGACUUUGACAGUGUUCUACUGCGUCUCAACAACAAAAUUGAUAUUCUUCGCACUAUAGCUUUUAGAUCUAACCGUUUAUUGAAAUUCAAAAAAAAAAGACCAAUCUUCUUUAGAUAUGUGAAAACGUCAGGAAAACAUGUUUUAUCGAUAUAAAGACCAAAGCAGACAGUUUUACGAGAAAACGUUUAAUUUCUUAACUGUAACAGUAACAAGUUCAUCCUAAAGAAACCUCACCAUUAUUUAUCAUAGUCUCAGAGUACAGCUGCAGAGUAAAAUCUUUUAAGUAUUGAAACAGGCACAACAGUGGAUUCAUUUGAAAAAGUCUGUGACUUUACUUUAAGAGCAAUGACUGCGACAAAAAGCCAAGGAAGUGAAACGUGUGUAACAGGAGGCAGAAAACUUUGUUGAAGGACUAUACGUAGUACAAGAGUCAAACACCGGAAGAAAGACAGACUGUUCAAAAUCAAAUAUGUCACACUACUUCGUUACAGUUUUUUUUAGUACUGUAAUAAAAUUUUUAAUAUUCAACCGUAAAAAUCUGUCUUUAUUUGAACAGGGUACAAUGUCUACAAUUAUCACAUAAUUGUGACAAUGAAAAUAGUGUGUGCAGAUCACCAAUGUCCGUAAAGCGGGGCUGACAAUAAAUUAUAUGAGAGUUUGUGACUCGGGGCAUAGAAUGUCCGUAUUAAGCGGGUGUCUGUAGAGCGGGGUUCCACUGUAUUUCCUUGAAUAAUAGCCGGAGUGAUUAUUCCUUUGUCACAUCAAAGGGGGGUGAUUAUUUUAGGUAAGGCGCUUAUUUGAGGGAGGCAGUUAUUUCAAAUAUUACUCACUGGAAUUCGUGAACUAAAUAUUUUGUUUCAUUAUCCUGUUAAAUCAGAAAGUUAUGACAACAAAUAAACUGAACAUGGGCUUUUUUAUUAUUCCAAAUUUAGUUCCUUGAUUAAUUUUGAGAGCUUGAAUAGUUGUUGAUCAGUUUUGCUGGACUACGUGACAGGGACGGGAUUAAAGAAAGAGAAGAAGGCAAGAGGGGUAGGGGGCGAUUAUUCAAGGGAGGCGAUUAUUUUAAUUUUAUUAUACAUUCAACUCAAUAUCUCUUUUCUGAUUGGCCGAAAGCGUACAGUGAAUUGUCAGUNGGAUUAAAGAAAGAGAAGAAGGCAAGAGGGGUAGGGGGCGAUUAUUCAAGGGAGGCGAUUAUUUUAAUUUUAUUAUACAUUCAACUCAAUAUCUCUUUUCUGAUUGGCCGAAAGCGUACAGUGAAUUGUCAGUGAAGAAGCAAAAACAUGACUUCCAGGUUUGCUUCGUUGACUGAGCAAGACAUCAAAAAAGUGGUUGAAGACAAGGACUCACAAACACAAAAAGGCCGACAAAGGUGGCAAAGAAAGCAGUUUGCUGAUUACGUGAAAGAGAAAAAAAUGAGAGAACCUGAGGAAAAAAAAAGUUGGCACAAACUUUGAAAACACACAUUUUAUGUCGAAGCAAGAAAGAAAGGAUUCGUUCAAUGUAUAAUAAAACAAUUAUUAGUUUCAGUUUUUGUGAUAUCCAGAAUAAUCAAGGUCUCGGUAAGGGUUAUUAGCCUCAGCCGAAGGCUGAGGCUGAUAUGUUAACCCCUGAUAACCCCCUGAUAACCUCGACUUUGAUUAUUGUGGAUAUCGCAAAAAACCUCGUCCAAUAAUUGUUUAAUAUUUCCAUCAAAGGGGAGCAAUUAUUCAAGGGAGGCGACUAAUUCAGGGACGGCUAUUAUUCAAGGAAGUACGGUAUGUUGUGUUUACAUUAGGCGAGAAAAAUGUCAAUCAAACAUGCAGUAUAAUAAAAGGCAGUGAAGGUCUUGUUACAUCGCUAAAUGGUAUGAUUGAAGAUCAGAGCUUGGAGGUCACUAAUUCAAUGGGACUAAGUGGCUGCAGCUCAAAGAAAAGUUGGAGUGAUCAAACGGUAUUCACAAAGAAACGAUUUGACAUCAAAUACCCGUUAACAGAACCGAUGACAUACAAAAGAUUUGUCAAAUCGUUGAAGUGAUGAUGAGAGGAAAUAUUCUUUGUUUAAAAAGAACUUGGCGGCUUGCAUUGUCGAUGGAAUGCAUACCAUCAAGACCUAGAGGCAUAAAUUUAUAAAAACCUUUCGCUAUUGAUAUUAUUCACGCAAAAUGUGACCUGAUGACAGAUGUUAAUGUCUUGUCUCUGUAGCCUUUAAAAAGGUUUUGGUACAGUUUGCAUCCUGAAUUUUAGGUCCGCUUAGUAAGACAUAUCUGCUCAUAAAAUGCUGCCACUUUGUACAAAUGCAAUGAUCAUUUUUCACGUACUCUGUGAUCUUUGGUGUCUACAGGUACAGUUGUGAUAUCACAAUCUCAGAAAGCAAUAGCCUUUUACAAUACACAGCAUGCAUUCUUUUAACAUAUCCAGUUUUUACUCUGUUUUUUUUGUACUUGUCGUGCCUUUGGUUAAAAACAAUUUAAUGCUGUGUGUUUGCCAUCAGUUUAUUGCUCCAUCGCUUUAUAAUCAGAUCAUGUAGCUGAUCUUUAUAACAGGUAGUUAGACUGAGGAUGUAAAAAUACAACACACUUUGACAUGCUUUGUUUGUGCAAGGUCAAUCUGGAUCAUUUUCUUUCAAAAUAAUUUUUGACAGAUCACUCAGCAGUCGUUAGAUAAUUGGACUAGGGGCAGGAAACAAUUUUCACGGGCCUCUUGGGCAGGUGCUCCCCCUGUCCUCGCAUUUUUUCUCUCUCAUUCUUUCUUGCACCCAUUUCUUCCAAGCACCUGCCAUGCAGGCUAUUAACAUUGAUGGAGGUAAGCAUGUUUUAGCUUGUAUUCAAACUAGGGAUUAUUUUGAAUGAAUAAUAAACAAUUAUUAGUCUCCCUUGCGUAAACAGCAAGACUCAUAAUCAGCAACAUGUUUUUGAUCAUAUUUAGGACACAAAAGGGGGGUCAUUGUGCCAGGGGUUCCUAGCGGAGACUGUGGAAACUGGGACUAAGAAUCGUUGCGUGAUUGAAGCCACCCAUGUUUUGCAAAGAAAUCUUAGGAAAGAUUGUUGGUCCAUGAAUUCUAUUGCUUCAAAGCUUUGAUUACUUUGGAACAAGUGAACACUACUGAGUGGUCGAAAAAAAAAAAAAUCUUAAUUAGCAAAACUACUAUGGUCAGGUGUUAUAGACUUUAAAGUGACCACAGGCAUCCCAAGCUCACGUUAUGAGUGUGUAAUUUAAAUUAACUUUCUCACAAGAGAGUCGGUGUUGUGUUACAAGCAACUGUUGAGACUUUGUAUGAGAAAUUGCUUCUAACGCAACACCAACUCUAUUGUGAGAAAGUUAAUUUACAUAACAAACUCGUAACAUGAGCUUGGGAUGCCUGGAAAAUGAUGUGCCGUGUAAAUCAAUUUUUGAUCUCUGGCAGUGAUGUAAUUUCUCAGGAAUUGAGGCCUUUGAAUAGAGACCUUUAGCAUCAGGUAAACCGCAAACUGCAAACCGCAGUUACACGUUUGCAGUUUCGCAUUGCCGAGAUUUCAAACUUUAGCAAGGCGUUCAGUUCAGUUCAUUUUUAUUUAGCCAAAAUACAAAACAAUACAAGAAUACAAAUAGGAAUUGUAAGGAUGCAAGGGAGCCCAGAAGAAAACAGAAGGCUUUAUGAAGCCUGGGCUCCCCAGUCUAAAAGAAAUAAGCAAAAUAAAAAUGAUAUUCGCGGAGUGAUAAGUUAAAAGUAGGAACCAAACAGAGACUGAGUUAAGUUAUGAAUUCAGUAACAAGAUAGAUAAAAAAAUUAACUCUGGAUUGGAACAGAAUACUUUCCUUUGUUGGUACAGCAGAAAGGAAUAUAAAAUUGAUUUGAACUACAAGUUCAUUGUUUAGGGCCGCCAUGUUGUUUUCAUCAAGUCGAAGUGCAUCACUUUAGUCGCUCAAAAAUCAGCAAUAAUUCAUUGAUUCGAGAUGAAAAAUCCAACAAACACAUCGCAAACGGAUACAAAAAGCUAGUUCAUACCUUUAAACGCAAGGCUGUACAAUUUUUUGUGGCAAAAAAACCUUCCAGGAAAUCACUUACCGUGGGAAGCCCUUCCUGCAGUUCAAACGUGAACUGCAAACUGCAAACGUGAUAGCAGGGCCGUGGUCACGUGACAUUUUGCGGUUUGCCGUUUCCCAUGAAAAACCUGAUGCUAAAGGUCCCGAAUAUUCAUAUAUUUAUACACUAUAUAUAGCCUGCAACUGCAGACGUAUUUCCGGUCGUCGCUAACACGCAUACUAAAUCAAUUCAUAAACAAAUGUAAAGUAUUGACGUCAAUAAAGUAGGAAGUAAAAGACCUUUAGGGAGUAAACCCUGUUUUGUGUAGAAUUAAUCACCUCAUUUUCUGAUCUAAGGUUCAAGCAAGCGAGACUGAUAGCUGCUGUAAGAGCAUUCUUGUCGGAUGAAAAAUAAAAUUAAUGAGAUUUCAGAGGGUGUCAUCUGACAAGGCCUAUUGACACCCUCUCAAUCUCCAUAAUUCUUCAGAUGAUACCUAGCCUCAUCCAAUAAUUGUUAAUUAAGUGUUGCACCUUCUAGUGGUUUCAAUAAUUUAAUAAGAUCGAGCCACGGCCAAAAAAUAAAGCCAAAGAGGUGUCUCUGUGGCAACUUUCGUGAUGGAUUGUCCUCUUGUAGUUCAAGGUGUGGUUGUUCAAUUGGUGGAUAGUGCUAUCUGAUGGAUAAAUCCAAGAAAGAAUAAUAUGGGACAGAGAGGGAAUCUCAGGAGGUUGGCUGGGAUAUGUAAAUUUCACUAGAGAUGUUUUUAGAGGCCCCGUCCACAUGUAAUUUAACAAAAGUGUAAUUCCUGGGACGUCUGCACAUUUCAAUUGAUUGUUUUAAACAUCAUCAAGUCCAUGCACAACUGCUCCAAAGCAAACAAUGCAGAAUAUUGUAAUGGCGACUAUUGAAUUCUCUCUUGACAACACUAAGUAAACCUUUGGGGACUUUUCGGAAAACCAACUUUUGAUUAAUUUCAAGUGAUUAAUUGGUCUAAAAUAACGUUGGUGUGAUUCACAUAUCCCAAGGGCUCAGUAGACUGGGUGUUUCCCUCUCUGUCCCAUUAUUCUCUCAUGAUAAAUCAAUAUCCAGCCAAAAAGUUUUAAGGAAAGCGAUUGUGUUAUCUAUCUACUAUUUAACAAUUAUUCCUCGAACCUCUUGGCUACUAGUGGGCUAUAACAUAUAGCCUAGUAGUAGCUCAACCAAUCAGAAUGCAGCAUUGAUAAUAGACCACUAGCUGGAUUUUACUAAAGAGGUUUAUCCAGUGGAUAUUGUUAUAUCCACCUUAUAAAUGUUACAGGUCAAAUUUGAUUUCAGGUUAAUUUUGAUUUAACUAAGAAGGUUGAUUCUCAAUUUCCAAUGUCUCUCAGUCCUAGAAAAUAAAGGAAACUAGGAAUCAAUCUACUGUAGGUUAAAAAUUUUUAACCUGAGAUCAAAUGUGACCUAUAACAUAAACAUGGGAUCAGGUGACCACAGGGAGGCCAAGCACUGUACAGUACACAGUAGCUUAUCAACUUCACUACAAUGAGAUCAAAGUGUAUGCCUUUCUUUGUCAUUUCAGAAGGGAUUUGUAUCAGACCAAAGACGGCUUCUCUGUUCAAUUUCAAAAUACAAUAAUUGGAUCAUUAUUUUCAAAUGUCUACGUGUAAGCUAUAAAGUUGUGAGGCUUCCUGUUUGAUGCCUUUCAUAUGGUGGGAAAAUGGGAGGAAUAGUGGACAAAAAUUAUUGUUGUGGUUUAAUUUUAUCUUUGUUUUAAAUUUUUAGGUCGCCUGUUUUUGAUAUGGUAAUCAGAUUGAAACAAAAUAAAAUUAUUUUAAGGCGACUCACGAAACUGAACUUUUUGGGGGGGAUACCCAGAUUUUGUGUUUAGAAGUGAGGGACCUCAUUAAACCAAGGAUAAAAUUGAACCAUGACAAAAAUACUAACCCCUAGUCCAUGGGCUGCCCUGAUGGACUACCCAUAUGGUCUACCUUUUGAAUAACUUUACAGAAAGUUACUUCAUGUACCUACCAUGAUAGUCAAUUCAAAAGGUAGAUCAUAUGGGAAGUCCAUAUUGGGGUAGUCAUGGAGGCGUAUGUGGCCAAGUGGUUAACACCUCAAACUCAGGAUCUGGAGGUCCGGGGUUCAAGCCUUGCCCGUUGCAUUGUUUCCUUAGACAGGGAACUUUACUCCACUUUGUCCCUCUUCACCCAGGUGUAUAAAUGGGUGUACCGGCAACAUACUGCUGGGGGGUAACCCUGCGAUGGACUAGCAUCCCAUCCACAGGGGAGUAGGAAUACUCCUAUGUGCUUCAUGCUAAUGAAACCGGGAUGAGCUCCGGCCAUUUAGACCUUUGGCUUGUGCGCGCCUUUACCUUACAUCAUGGUAGUCCAUAUGGAGAGGUAGCGGCAUUUGGGGCUUGUGGCCUGGGUUUCUUUUAUCAGGGAAUGUCAGAGGUAGAGGUAUAGUCUGUAUCACAUGCAGUUUGAAAUUGCAGUUUCAGUGCCCAGGCAUUACGGAAUCCAUGCUCUGCUUUUGACUUAGGUGCUCACAGUGUACAAUCACUUAGCCUGACACCUGUGCCAAUUUCAAAAUAACCGAUGGCACUUAUACAUGUAUAGAUGCAUCUAUACAUUACAUAGCAUGUGAUGUAUAGAUGUUUAUUGAUAGUGAUUAAAAACAGUUUUUAUUUCAAUAUUGCUAGUACAUUCAAGUACACCUUUAAAGUCUCAGGUAAUUGAAAGUGAUCAGAAAAUAACAGCUUGGGAUGUGUAACAAAAUUCUGUUGAAGACUUUUGCUGUUAAACAAAACAAAACUUAACAAAAGAAAUUCUUACUGAGUUGCAAGUAUAUUAUUCUUGGAGGUGCGACAGGCUAAAGCCUGAAUAAUUUUUAACCAACAAAAAAUUUUAAUAUUUUCUUGAGUUAUUAAAACAGAUAACAAAAGUCUUAUCCUUUCUUUUUAGGGACCCAUCCAAGCCUGCUAUUGAUGAAGCAGGAUUUUUGUCUUUGAUGUUCAUGAGUUGGGCAACUCCAGCGAUAACUAAAAGCUUCAAGAGAACAUUACAAUUGGAUGAUUUUGAUAAACUUUCUCCUUAUGAGUCAGCUGAAGUGAAUUUCAGUCGAGGAACUCGGCUUUGGAAUGAGCAAGUCAGCAAACUAGGGCUUCAUCAAGCAAACAUGUCAAAGGUGCUUUGGAGAGCCGUCAGGACUAGAAUCUUUUUUGCCAUGCUCUUCUUUAUUUUGUCUCAACUGAUCAGCUUUUUGGGGCCUGUAAGUACAUGUAUUUAUUAAUGUAACUUGAACUACUAGACCUAACAAAGCAAGAGUAUAUUUGUCAUGUACAGUGGAAACUCGUAUGAUUAUUUUAUUUAUUUAUCAAUGUUUUCUCCCCAUGCAUACACAGAUUUACAGUAAUACAAUUAUUGCAUUAUUGUAUUAUCAUAAUUAUUGUCGUCAUUAUUUUCUGUUAAGCUGGAUUGAGCUCUCAACAAAACAUUGUGGGCUUAACUAAGAGAGCUCAAAUAAUAAUUAUAAUUAGAAGGGUUAAGGGACUUGCAAGAUAUGUUUACUUAAGACAGAUUUCGUUUUACCGAAGUUGUACUCUUCAAAAAGCAGAUGACAUCCAUCAAGCAAUUUUUGUGUGUGUAUUCUUGCAUUCCUUGUGCUCAUUUUUUGCUAUUAAUUUUCAUCUUUACAUUGCUGUGAACCUUUUAAUCAUUUCCUUGACUUCUGCAUUCAUGCAUGAGGUCAAUCAUUGUAUCAGUGAUCCAUCUAACCACAAGUCCAGGGUCUCAGAUGCAUAAAAUGUCCAAGAAGAAAUCACAUAGAUGAGUUCCAGAUGUGUCCUUUUGGACACAAGUGAACCAUCUACCGGUGGGUCUUAUCUGCAGGUCACAGGUCACCCAGGUUGCAGGUUUUGAUGAUUCCAUUUUAUUUUUCUGGUGAGCUUGUCCCUUAGCUUCUUGUUACAGAGUCUUGGUGUCAAUCCCUCCAGCUGGAUACAAGGUAGGUGCAAGCUGAGGCUAGUCUGCUUCACAGCAGUUCUUCCACAUGUCAUCAAGCAACGCUCCUUCCCAGUUUCAGGACAUCUCUCAUUGAUAAUUUAUGAGAUUGCUUUUGUUUGUAUCAGCACCCCUGAGAGUUGCAACCUGCGACCUGUGACCUGAUGUAUGAAAAUGUCUGGAAAGAUGCAUCAAUGAGUGGUGAGCUUGUGUCCAAUUCUGGACACAAACAUUUGUUUCAGGCCCAGAGCUACCAUGUCUGAAAUGGCUUUUUCUUCAUAAUAAAAUAAAAGAGGUAAAUACAGUUGCAUUCUUUGAAUGUAGCAUGCAUAUGUGUAGGACUACUGUAUUUUUGGACAAUGGUUACUUUCAAAAAAUAAGAUGUCCUUGACUUGUUUUCAUAUUCAUGUCUCACAUGGUCCUGGGUUGUCUGUCGGUGCGGCGUGCCUCGGAAAACGAAACUCAAACCGCUUUAGCUUUAUCCACCCAGCCAUCUCACCUAUAUUAAGAAAUGUAAGAAAUGAAUUCCUUUUUCAGUUAUUAGGUGAAGGUUGUUUAAACUUUGAACUUAUAAUACUGAUCUUCUGUCUGUAUUUUCAUUACUUGCAAAAUGAUAAUAGGCAAUCUUUGUACGACGUAUUCUGGAGUACGUAGAGGAAAAGGAUUCAUUAUCACAAAUCGAAGGAAUUGGUUGGGUAUGUUUUUGGUGUUAAAUACUAUCUGCCAGCUGCCAGCUACGUCCUCAUUAGUCUGAAAUGUCAUCCGUCUCAUUGCCCCACUCCCUCAACAGUUGGUAAGGAAGGGGACAUUGGAAAGUGCCCAAUAUCGCAAUACCGUAAGAAAAAGUGGCAAAUACUGAAGUACCCUGUUGAAAAUCAAUGAAAUAGCGAUACCACAUUUAAUGAUCGGUCUCGCUUAGUUAAAGUUAUACGUCGAGCGAUACAUGUAGUCGACCAACAGAUUGGCCGAUAGUGCAGUGUUGGUUGGCAUGUUGACCAAUACUCGGCCGACAUAUUGAUCGAUAGGCUAGCGACAUUUGGCCGAUACUUCACUGAUACUUAGUCGAUGGUAAACUAUUUGUCUACUCAAAUUUUUGCAGUUACGUUGUCCAUGCAGCAAUUUUUAAGGGGCUUUGGCGACUUUUACGAGUCUACAUGUAAUAAGAGACUAUAAUUUCAAGUGUGUGCACACUUUUUUAUGAACAAAACAGGCAUCGCCUUUGAGAGGUAUUCAAGGACAAACGUUAUAACAUGUGUAGAACUAUGACAGAAAUCCAACCAGUUGACGCGGCGAGGCUGGUGUGGGAUGACACGAAAAACAGUACAAAAACUAUUUCCAAACCUCCAAACCCGCGAUAUCUCGCAUGUAACACUGAAACCCAGCUCCCCCAUUAGAUUAUAUGACAGUUGACUUAUAUGCCACCAAUAGUCGACCAAUAUUCUACCGACAGUGGACCGAUAUUUUGCUGACAAUUGCAUGACACUCCCCUUAUCCGAGUGUCGACGGGGACAUUGACCAUGUAUCGACCGACAUACCAGUGUACGUCUUGGCCGACUUGCGGUCGAGUGUCGACCGAAAUGUCAACAGAUGUGUCAGCCAAUACACCGGCUGUGCUUUUCAGUCUUGCAGCAAGCGUUUUGUGCCUUAUGUGCUGUUAAACCGGAGCAAAGUGACACUACCAGUACAGUUGCAAAGCCUGUUUUAGUUCAACUAAAAUUAAUGACCAGAGGAGGAAGACCAAAGACUCACUCAUCUUAACAAAAACAAAAUAGACUGUGUGAGUGCGUAAACAAUGAUCUUGACUGACUUGAACGAUUCUCCAUUGUUUAAGGACCCUUUAAGCUACAUUUCAGAUCUUAAGAUCACUGUCUGUGAGAAAAUUCCAUAUCCUGGAAACAACACAAAGUAGAGCUAGCGUCAAAACAUAGCAGGGAAUCCUCAUAUUUAUGGACAAAAACUACAGGCAUCGAACUAUAUCAGAAACCCAUAAGGGGUUGAAACGUGUAACUCGCAUAUGUUUGCUUUGAUUAUUCAUUUUCGAAAGUACCAUAUUUGGAACGAGAAGAAGAGGUAACUGACCAAUCAAACUUCGUAAACAACGUGAUGUAAUUUUACUUCAGGUUUCCGCAUCCACUUAAAAAUGGUGCGACAAAUGGGGGAAAAACUCCCGAAAGCCAAGAAAGCUUUCAAAGUAUGAAACCAGGAAUCUUACCGAAACACUGAGCAGGAUAUUAUUGGCUUGCCACCCGGGCCAAACGUAACAUUAUGAAACCCAUUGACAUCCUCGCAACUUCUUGAAGUUGUCACUUCAAAAAAGUAUGUCCCGUUGACCCUCUGCACAGUAAACUUAUACUGCAAAUAGGCUUUUAAAAUUCUUAUAUUAAAAGUCUAGAAUAAACAGUAAAACAUAUUACCAAAUAAAAUUCAUUAGCUGCGUAUCAAAAAGUGUCCAAAACGUGAACUUGACAUCUUCGCAAAAAGUGAUGCAUGUAAUGAAUGUGAGGAGUAUUUAAGCUUCAAUUCAGUUUGGAUGUGGUAGUCACGAGUCACGAUCGUGUUUUGAGCUAAUUUUAUGAAUGAACAAACUCAAAGCAAUAGACAGAGAAGCCGUUUCUUGAAAAGUUUUAUUCACAAUCCAAAAAGUUAAUCCUUUAAAGCAAUUCUGAAAACACUAUCUAGAUCGUGGAUACGUUCACGCAAGUGAAAUCGGCUGUGCACAUGGCAAAAUUCAACACAAAAUCCAUCUCAAAUCGGGGCACAUUUUGUAAUUUUUCUCUAGCGCCGAAGAGAAAAAUUUAUAAAACGUCUAUGAAACUGUAAUGUUUAGUCACUAACACAACACGCACACAAGCGCCAUGUUUUAAUAAUAACUCAGUGAUUUUACAUGACCACGUGAAACACUAAUGUAUGCCAAAUUAUCCUAAUUAACAUAAUCAUGACAUCUCGCCUUCAAAGGAGAAAAGACAAACUUCUCUUCCAAGUGACAACAUUUGUGGAAACUCCAUGUACUUAUGAUUAACUGUUCUGAGUGUGAAUGCUGUCACUAAAGUCUUAUGUAUAGAAAGGCUCAACUGGAACAAGUUCAUAAUCAAACAAACAUCCCUUCCGUACAAGUGUAAGGGGUAAAACGUAUAGCUAAUAAAGUCAAUAGCAAAAAAGACUCUAAUGUCUGGUUCUUGUCUACACAUAGUUUAGUUCAUGAUAUAAUCCUGUCAAAAUCUUGCUGGUAAUCUGACAGUCCGGUCACUGGAAGUACGCUUUGUGUCUGCAAAUCACUUCUGCCAUUGGUUGGACCUAGAGCAGGUAAUCCGCAUUGCUAGCAGCAAAUGGGGGUGUAAUAUCAACUGCGGGUGUGGCAGCAACAGGAGCAACUGGGUCAUCAUAGGCUGGACCCGUGAUCACCGGCGGGGCCUCAUUUGUUGACUGCAGGUGACGACGGUUUCGUCGGUAGGCAGGGCCAUCAGGUGUUGUGACUAUGAAGGAUCUUGGCGCUGUAUGUUUUUCAGAUACAAUGGCUGGCUCCCAAGUCUUUCUUUUCCUAAUUCGAACUGUGUCAUCUUCCUUGAUCUGAGGCAACGGUUUCGUGUUACAAUCAUAGUACAUCUUCUGCCUUUCACUCCGUUCUUUCAGCUUCUCUUGUGCUUUCUCAAGGACUCUCGGUUUGAGAAGGGACGCAGACGUAGGCAAUUUAGAUUUCAGCACUCUGCUCAUUAACAGCUGAGCGGAUGAUUCCUUUAGUCUAGAAAUAGCAGUGUUCCUGUAUUCAAGUAGAACUAUGUAGGGGUCAUUUCCAUCUUCAAACGCUUUCCUGAACAAGUUCUUAAUGGUUUGAAUUGCCCUUUCACUCAUCCCAUUAGACUGUGGGUACUAAAACUCGAGGUACAGACAGCAAAACCCCAAUCCCUUGCAAACUGACGAAAACUUUUGCUUGAGAAGGGCAUGUUAUCAGCAACAACCUGAUCAGGAAUCCCAUGACGGGCAAACAUUGAUUUCAUGCUAGUUAUAACAGAACCAGCAGUCUUGUCUUUCAAAAGACAAAGUUCAGGAUACUUAGAGUAAUAGUCAACGACAACCAAAUAGGAGUUAGAGUUUAGUUCAAAUAUGUCUGCACCAAGUUUUUUCCAUUGCCUCUGAGGCACUUCCUGAGGUAGUAAGGGCUCCUUCUGAUUUUCUCUCUGGUGCCUGAGACGUGUUGAGCACUUGGCAACCAUUCUUUCAAUUGCUGCAGACAUUCCAGGCUAAUAGACUACAGCUCUGGCUCUUGACUUGCAUUUCUCGAUACCCAGGUGACUCUCAUGAAUGCAAUUCAACACAUCUGGUCUCAUCCCUUGUGAAAUAGUUAAGCUUCUCGUCUAGGAGCAAUAAACCUUCAACUUCAUGAACUUCACCACGCAAAUGCCAGUAGUGAGUAAUUAGCGAGGGGACUUUACUUCUGUGAGAGGGCCAACCACUCUUGACAACUUUGAGUAACUCUUGAAGGGUUUCAUCUUGAGCUGUUUCAGAUUUCAUUUGUGUGAGCUUCUUUACUGUCAGUGGACGAUUUGUAACAAGACUGUGGACCACUACUUCCAUGUCAUCAUUCAGUUCACUAUCCGCAGACUUCUCAUUUAACGAAGCUCUAGAGAGAGUGUCUGCUACAUACAUGUACUUGCCAGGCACAUAAGUAAUGCUGAUGUCAUACUUCUGGAGUCUUAAAAGUAGACGCUGAAGCCUUGGAGGGGAUUUAACCAGUGGCUUCUUUGUGAUUGGAACAAGUGGUUUGUGGUCUCAGUCCACUUCAACUGGCCUGCCAUACACAUAGUGAUUGAAUCUCUCGCACCCAAAUACAAAUGCGAGAAGUUCCUUCUCGAUCUGAGAGUUAUUUUCUUUAGGUGGUGUAAGGGACCUUGAUGAGUAAGCUAUCGGGUGUUCAUCCCGGAGGAUGCAUGCUCCCAGACCUGACUUAGAGGCAUCCACUUGCUGCUUGACUGGCUUGGUAGGAUGAAAGAAUUUUAGAACAGGCUGGCUAGACAGGAUUCCUUUGAGCCGUUCCACUAACUGUGCGUGCUCGUGCGACCAGAUCCAUGCUGCUUCUUUCUUUAUGAGUUAUCGCAAUGGUGCAGUAAUUUCCGACUGUCUGGAAAUAAACUGGGAGAAGUAGUUGACCAUUCCUAAGAAUCUCUGCAAUAUCUUCUUUGCUCUGAGGCGAGGGCAUCUGAAUUAUGGCGCCCACUUUCUCACCAUCUAGUUUCAGCCCUGAUUCAGACACAAUGUUUCCCAUGUGCUUGACCUCACUGACUUUGUACUGAAGCUUAGCUGUAUUGAACUUGACGUUUGCCUCACGGGCCCUUUGCAACAGCUUGACCUUGAUUUGGUCAUGUUCUUGCUCAUCUGCAGCAGCAACAAUGAUGUCAUCGAAGAUGACGUCCACACCGUCAAUGUCUCCAAAUAUGGAUUCAUUCUUCUUCUGAAAGACCUCUGGGGCGGACUUAAUGCCGAAGGGCAUUCAUUUAAAGCGAUAACGGUCAUAAGGCGUACUGGACGUGCAGAGGUAACAGCUUUCAUUAUCUAGGGGCACCUGCCAGAAGCCAUCCUUUUCAUCAACAAUAGAGGAGACCCUUUUGCCACUCAGGUGACUUGCUAUGUCUUCUGCUGUUGGGAUUCUGUAAUGCUCAUGACGAAUUGCCUUGUUAAGAUCUCGUGGAUCCAAGCAUAAUCACGUUAUGACCAGACUGUUAACCCAUGGAGUGGGUAUGUCUACUUUCUGGAUAACGUCUUUCUCCUCUAACUCUUGAAGUUUCAGUUUUAGUUUCUCCAGCAGGCUAUAUGACACUUUGCGAGGUGGAUGAAUUACAGGCUCGACUUUGUCAUCCAAUUCAAUGUGAUACUCGCCUCCCAUGCGCCCCACCCCAGAGAACACAGCGGAGAACUCCUUUAUAAUUUCAGACUUAGUGAGCGGAGACUGGGCAAGAGUUUCAACCCUUCUGUCGAGAUUCAAGGUGACUCGACCCAGUUAUUUUGUGGGGGUACCAUCCUACUUUAAAGCUCUCUGGUAUCCCCACCUUUACUUUGAUCGUGAGUCUAUCAUAUAGCAUGGAUAACAUAUAGAUCAAUCUACAAUAUAGCAUAAAAUUUUUGGCAAUCGGAGUAAUUGUCACGUAGUUUAAGUGCCAUUCUGCUGUUGCUGGCAUUUUUUCGUGAAAAUCUCUCGGAUGGGUCCUUGCAAGUCAGCAAAUAGCUUUAGGGCCUAGUAAAUGUGCGCAAUUUCGAGUAAUGCAAACAUAUAGAAAUUAUAGUUUUAGCUAUUUGUUGAUAUUUGUCAGCGUGUAAGAGUCCUUCUCACGAAAAAAGCAUUUUCUUAAAAAUCCAUAGUUUUUUUUCCUUCCAAUUUUUUCAGGGCCACAAUUGAUUAACUAACUACCCGGAUUCUGAAUUUCAUGGUUGUUGAAAACCUGUGACAUUAUCUUCUAUAAGCCCAAUCUUAAGUAAACAUGGAAGAUUUUUAGCGUUUUGGCUGAGUUUUGGCUUUGGGAGUUUUCUAUUGUUUCUAGGCUGCCAUGAUACAGCAUUCUUGUUCAGCACGCUUGCAAUGACCGCGCUUGGCUGACUUCCGAAUGCUCACCGAGAUAUCAUAAUUUUGGUACGUUGAGAAAGUAGAAGGGAUUCCCGUCACUUCACGUCCCUAGCCAGCUGAGUGUACAUCAUGCCGAGAAUUAAAAACUCUAAAAAGAAAAUGCACGAGAAUUGAUUAAAAAUCAUGAGUUAAACCUCUAUGCCUAUCUCACCGUACCAUAAUUAUCAUAUCCCGGUGAGCAUUCGGAAGUUUGUUCCAUUCCUUGAUUCUUACAGCUUAAGUUCAGUUUUCCUUCAGGCUUUACCUUGAACUCUCCAUACGAUGAAAGAACAACGCUUGUUUCUAGCAGCGGGGAUUUGUUCCUGAGGUUAGAGCAAACACUAAGUGGUAAUACGUUGGCUUCAGCUCCGGUAUCCAGUUUAAAUUUAACUGUUGUUCCACCAAUGAGCAAAUUGGAAAACCAAACUGAAUUUUCAGCACUUCGCGGGUCAGUCAAUGUCCCGAUAAAUAAUUCCUCUGACUCGACUUCUCCACCGCUUUUUCCAGUGUAAGAUCAGAUGAUUCACAAAGGAGACGCUCUUUCAGUCGAGUAUCACUUACACCAAACACAAUUCGGUCGCGAAUCAUACUGUCAUACUGGUCGCCAAAUUUGCAGAACUUUGCACGUGUUUUCAGUUCAGUUAUAAGUUGGUCGAUGGUUUCACCUUCUUGGUGCUUGUACUCCCAGAAUCGGUAUGUUUCGAACACGUUGUUUUUCCUCGGGUUCAUAUACUCCUCGAACUUCGACUUUAAAACGUCAAGCUUGGUACGAUCCUCUUCGGUGGCAAACUGAAACGUAUUGUAGAUUUCCAUCGCUUCUUCGCUGAUCACAUGGAGUAGAAUCGCGCACUGAACAUCCUCUUUCUCCUUUAUCUUUCCCGACGCUUUCAAAUACAGGUCAAAACGUUAGACCCACCAUCUCCAGUUAUCACGAAGAUUCCCAUGAAGCGACAAAGCUUCCGGAGGCUUGAAAAACUCCAUCUUUUAACUCCUGGUACCAUGUAAUGUUUAGUCACUAACACAACACGCACACAAGUGCCAUGUUUUAAGACUCAGCAUUUAGUAAUAAAUCAGUGAACAUGCCCACGGGAAACACUAAUGAAUGCUACAUUAUUCUAAUUAACAUAAUCAUGACAGAAACAUUUAAAAAUACAUAAAUUUCCUUUCAAAAACGUAAUUGUCUUGGCCAUAGAGUGCAAAAUGUACCUGAAAUUCAGCAAAAACUUCACUGCCUUGGUUGCAUUUCAAAACAGACCAUGCGCUCCGUCGUGAAGAAGACAAGGUUGAAUUCCUCGAAGGACGAUUUCUUGAUGAAAAGCUUCCUUUCCUACACAAAAAGAAAGCUGAGCAUUCUUUUGAACUUUCUCUUUCCAUUUUUUGUCUUUUAACGGCGUAUUUUUAACCUUGAAAUGCAGAGCUCUUGUCUUAAAACAUCUGCAUGGUGAUCGCGCGGCAGCCAUUUUGUUGAAAACGGCUUUCUGUCACUAAGGUUUCCAAAUGUGGUAAAAGUGAAUAUUCACGAACAUUGAACGCGAGUUACACGUUUCAACCCCUUUUGAGUUUCUGGCUACACAUAUACAUUCAGAUUCAGGCAUGUCGAAGAAAAACAGAGACACUAAAAUCUUUAUGAAACAGUUUCUUUCGCCGUGAUAAGAAAAUUUAGGCUUAAAGUGAGGUAAUAGAAAAUCAGUGGCAAACUGCAUCUGUGAACAAUUCCUGUGAGAAACACCUACAGAAACAUACACCACAGGAACGUAUUACUCAAUUUGCAUGAAACAGACCAGCUUCAUGACCUCUAAAUGUGACACUCAGAGUGGCAAAUGUAAGAUUUGUCGACAAAAAUAAGAUUUUUCGGUCAAAGGUUAGAUACCCCAUGUACUGCAUAAUCUUCGCUCUAGAAAGAGAAGAAGGAAGUCCUCCGUUCAAGCAAACCAAAGGUCACGUUUCACACUAUCGCUCACACUAUAGUGAGCUUAUAAGUCGUGUUUGGUAUGUCAACAGUUUAUUACAAACGAUUUGCUGAAACCGUCUGUAGCCAAUAGCAAGUAGUAGUUUAUUGUCACAAAGGCAGGUAACAAUGGUUUGUAUUUUACACCAAUCAGCAUGGACUUACCAAAGUCUGUGACGUAACGGGACGGCAUUAUAAUGGUGGGAAUUCAGAUGUCUCUUUUGCCUUGCUGCCCGUUGGGGGGUGGGAUGAACAGAUGGAUGACAUUUUAGACUUACCUCCUGUACACUUUUUUUUGCUGUGGCAUCAUAAUAAACCAUCAUAAUAACCCGUUUACAUUAAGUACUUCUUAGUUGUACACUUCUGAAGGUCCUUGCUGCUGUCAUUGUGGAUAAUAAUAAUUAGUAAAAUCCAAUUAGUGGACUAUUAUCAAUGAUGCGUUCUGAUUGGUUGAGCUAUUACUAGGCUAUAUGUUACAACCCACUCGUAGCACAAAGCGCCGACUUAUUGGCGGCAAAAAAAGGCUUAAAGUCUAGCUUUAACUAGCUAAAGUUGUUUUGUCUCUAUAUUUUUGACCAACUAGUUGGAUUUUACUAAAACAAUUAUUCCUCUCGCCCUCAUUGCCUCUGAGUCAAUAGCCCAUUUGGCCAUUCGGCCUCAUGGGCUAUUGACUCAGAGCCCAUUUGGGCUCGAGGAAUAGUUAUUGUUAAUAACUUAAUAAUAAUUUAUUCGUCAAUUCCCCAGCCGAAUUGAAAAAUAGCAAACUUAGCCAAAAUAAAAUAAUAAUGUGCUAAGCUCUGGUUGUUAUAUGGCAGUUAAAUAUUAUCAGACUUAUAAUAUCCAGGUAAAUACAUUAAUUAUUGAUACAAACUUUCAUUUAUGGAAAUACAAGAAAGAGGCUGAGGAGUUAGUAUUAAUGGGAGGGAAGGGGGCACUGAAAGGGUUUGUGUUGUCUUGAGCGAGGAAAUGAUUAUCCUUUGUUCCAAGCUCCAGACCUCACCUUAUGUAAUGCGAGAAUUAGGGAGUGGUUGCAUAACAUAACAUAACAUAACAACUUUAUUUACGUAUCGAUGUGUUGGGGACACUAAAAUAAUAAGGAAAAAAAUUAUAAAAUGAGUUUAUACAUGGUAUCAUAAGGUGAAUUUAUAAUUCUCUAAAAUCUAAAAUUUAUAAAAGGUAAAAAUUUAAAAGUUAAAAGAUUACGAAGUUAUCCCCUUUAAAAUACACAGAAAAAUGCUUAAAAUAUUUUUAAAAAUUCUCAAGUACUACAAGACAGGAGCCACAAUUUUCACUUAUAAGAUCCCCAAGGUUAAUACGCCGUAUGCUGGACUUGAAGGAUUGUAAAGUAGGUUUAUCCUUGAUUUUGCUGUCCAAUCUAAACCAUAUAUAUGGUCCAAAGUACCUUAUUGAAGUUUCCCCUAACGUACACUAUUAAAUCUGGUUAAAUGAAAGUCCAUAUUUCUGAAGUCAUAUUUGGCUAACUUAACGCUAAAAAGGUCAACGACAUUACUAGGUACCAAGCCAUAUUUAACUUUAUACAUUAAGGUAGCAAGAUCUUGUAAACGCCGAUUUUGUAGGCUAGGUAGAUUGGCACAGUUAAGAAGAUUAGAUUACUCUACUGAAUGUGUGUUAUACACGAUCCUAAGGGCACGCUAUUGAACUCUUUCAACUUUUCUGGCGUUGGAGGCUUUACAGAAAUGCCAUUUAAUAUGACAAUAUGUUAAAUAUGGCAAUAUCGAGGAUUUAUAUAAAAGCACUUCUGCUUCCUUAGGGAUCAGAUUUCUUAAUCUUGAGAGGACGCCCACUCUCUGGCUAGCUUUUAUACACAGUUCACUAAUGUGUUUUCUAAAUACAAGGUGUUCGUUGAUGUUAACUCCCAGAAGGCUAAUGUCAGCAGUACUUUCAAUGACAUGUGCAUUGAUUGUUAAUGAAGCUUGAUCCUUAUCAUUCUGUGAGUUGAUCAUCAGCAAAUGGAAUUUAUCAGGGUUGACCAUAAGAUAGUUAUCGUUAUACUAUAGGUCAAGGCUGAAAAGCUGAAAAGUGUUGAAGAAGUCCCUUGGGUUUUCCCUGAUCUUUUCCGAUUUCAUUUUCCCGAAUUUUUUAAUUGCUUUCUUGCACUCUUUCGUGGCCAGAUUUCUGUACUUCCUCUUAAGCUCGAACUUUUCUUCAGUUUUGUCUUUUGCGUAUAAUUUCGCAAACAGUCUCUUCUUUCUAAUGGCUUUUUUCCAGUCUGAUGUCAUGUAUGGGACGUGGUUUUCUCGCAUCCGUUUUCUCCUAGUUGGUGCAUGAUAAUUAAUUAUGUAAUUCAUUAGUCCGUUCCAGUAAUCGAUUCUAUCGUCGAUUUCAGUGAGUAUAUCACCCACAUGCCAGGGAGUGUUUGAAAGGUCAUCUGUCAAUAGCUCGAGGGCGAUGGUUUUUAGAUUUCUACACAAGAUUGUUUUUGGCUUGUAAUGAGUAACUUUCUCAUUUAAAGCAAUUAAUGUAUGAAUUGUUAAUAAUAAUUUAUUAUUUUAGUUUGGCAUCUCUAUCCAAAAAAUGUGGUUUACUUCAACUAGUUAAUUUUGUAUUUUAUAUGCGUAGGUUAUUGGACUUUUCUUGGCAGAAGUAACAAGAAGUCUCCUGCUCUGUUUAAGUUUUUUUACAAAUAUUCGUACUGCAGCAAGGGCACGAGCCAUGGUACUUACAAUGGUCUAUAGUAAGGUGACAACAUUAAGAAAUGUGGGGGACAAAUCAAUUGGAGAGGCAAGUAAUACUAGUCAAGAUAUAAUACUACCUAACAUGUACUACACAAAGCCAGUAAAAUAAUUAAUGGUACUUUUCCUGCACUCUGAUUAGCUAGUCUGGAGGUGCGCUGGGGCUAAGUAGUUUAUUUUGUACAUGUACAGUGACAUAGCUGCCUUAAACCUAUUAUGCCCAAGCUUAACAGGAAUUUGAGCAAAAAAUUUAUAAGUGUAGGUUAUCAGGUGUUCUUAAGAAUGAUUUUCUCAAUUGAACUAAAAAUGGGUAAUUCUAGAAACAAAGAGUCUGCUGUCGGCAACACCUUUUGCUGUUCGCAGAGAGCUAUUUACUUUAUCCAUACUGAAUCUCUUGCCUAAAUUGUUUGAACUUAUGUUGUUCCGUUGUGUCACUUUUUCGCUAUCUAUGAGCAUUUCCCAGACUCCCUUGCUUAGGAUGUCUAUCCUGGGUCCUCUCCUUUUUUUUCUGCAUGCUUUUAUAGUGUCAUUAGAAAGUUACAGAGAUGCUUGUGACGCCACAGCUUGUGAAGCCAAAGAUCAUCAUUAAGUACCCGGGGGUGGGGGAGGGGGGGGGAAAAAACUUACAUGCAAGCCUUGAUGUCAACUGAUCGACCGUCAUCACUCUACAAAUAACUUACUUCUUGACACGGACUCUGGUCUGUUUUCUUGGAACUCUUGAAAGCGUUCGACACAGUUGACCACAACCUUUUACUUCAUAAGAUUAAAUCUGAGUUGGUCUCUCAGAUGACACUGUUAAGUUCCAGUCAUACCUCACGAACGGAAAACAAAUGAGGUUUGUUGGAGAUAUCUCUCUCACUGCACCAAUAACUGUUGGGAUCCCACAAGGAAGCAUAUUAGGACCGCUUCUUUUUCUUAUCUAUGUGAAUGAUUUGCCAUCUGUCAGCUUGCCAGUGAAAUUAAUCUUGAAACUGAUAACACUGUGAUUUAUUACUCAUCGACUGAUCAGUUUGACCUUGAAAGCAAGUUAAAUUUUGAUUUGGCUACAGUUUCCAAAUGGUUUUAGAGUAACCUGUUAACCCUAAAUAUUUCCAAAUGAAAUUUCGUAAUUUUAGUAACUCACAGAAGCUUAAACUGGUCGAUGACAUUUCCGGCAAAGUAAAUUCCACUGCUAUUAAAAGGUCUGACUCGUUUAAGUACAUGGGAGUUGAUAUAAACCAAACCGUGUCUUGGUCAGAGCACAUGCAUUGUUACUAUCAGUACAAAGAUCAAUCAAAAGAUUGGAAUGAUAAGGAGCAUACGACAUCUUUUACCUUUACAUGCUAAGCUUACACUACUACAAUAAUUAUUGCUUAAUCAUCCCACUGUUUGACUAUGGAGACACAGUGUGGGGUGACAAAUAUAACAACACACUUAUGGGCCAGCUGCAAGUCCUUCAAAACGAGGCAGCUAAGGUUUUGUUUAAUUUACCACCAAGAAGUUCAUCAACCUAGGCACUAGAGCUAUUGGACCUGAAGACCCUCUCCUCAAGGAGACAUCACAUUUCUAUCGGUGUGUUAUGAUGCAAAAAUAUCUGUCAGGGGAAAUUGAUUUUGAAUUUGACAUCAGUAGUGAUUUUCAUUCUUAUCAGACUCGCAAAAGUAAUGAUUUACGCCUUCCCGGUGUGCGUACCAAUUGACGCAAGCAGACUUUUAUUUUUCAAGCCUCUAAAGACUGGAACAACCUAUACAAUGACAUUAAAAACAACAAAAAUUGUCCCUUUUCAAGGCAAAGCUUAUUAAAACUUUGUAAUAAUGCCUAAUCCAAUUUUUAAACUAUUUUUAAAUUAGUUUUUUAUGUAAAUACCAAUUUUUAUCUCUACAUUUUCUUAGUUUUUGAUUUUUUAAGAAGGUGAUUUAGCAUUUAAUUUUUUUUUUCAUUUUUUCAUUUAUUCUUUACCGGGCCCCACUGAAAACCGCUAAGGCAAGUGGGUUCCAUGGACAAAUAUUAUGCUUGGGUAUCUAAAAGGUAGUAAUGCUGCGGCACAUUCUGUUGAUACUGGAAUUAGUUAGGCAGUGAGACUUAAAAGAAUCGAAAAUGAUAUUGAAUGUCCUAUUUACAUAUUGGAAAGUAACAAUUACUGUCAGUCUAUAGAAAGAACUCGUGGGAACGUUGUUUAGAAAAUGAUCGAGUGGUUAUCAACUCUGAUUUUCCCACAGUAAAUUGUAGGAAAUGAUAGAAAUUCAGAUUGAUUAUCCAUAUACGGGUGUUUAAUAUCCGGUGUACUAUCUUUUCUCUGGAAACAAUACUUUUCUUGCUGUUUAUUGCACUUUAUUAAAAAAGAGUUAUUUAUGAUAUAUUUAUAGAAAACAACAACACAAAAUGAGGGGAAAAAAAGAAAGAAGGAAAAAAAGAUUCGAGUAGGACUCGAACCCAGCACCUUCGGCUCGACGCGGUAACACAUAACCACUACACCACAAACGCUGAUUACAUAACCGUGGAGAAAAGUUUUUAAUUUUAUUCCUUUUCCAUGAAACUUCCGCCGGCAAGAUGAUCAAGCCGCAUUAACCGAGCAUAUUCCAUAGCAAUGAAUGAAUGAAAGAACAUAAUUAUGCUUUACAAAAUGCCGAUACACGUCCUUGUAUGCAAAAUAGGACGCAAAACGUGUGUUUUGUUAUCUCGAUUUCUGCUGUUAUUUUGAAGCUAAUGGUCAAAAUCACAUCCACUUUCGGCUCAUACAGGUUCUUAAGAAUAGCAUGGCAUGACAUUUUCUCACUUUCACAUCACCUCCUAGCAAGCUAGAAUUUGUACAUCCCCUGUGUUGCGGAGUCAAAGAGCAAAUGCUCAUCUUCUCGUCAAGUUUAAAGCCCGGACGAGUCAGAGGCUCUUGAAUUGAAAUCCAAUCCUCAAGUUAACUAUCGUACUCAUCUGAAAGACUCCUGCGUGUCUUAAAUUUGGUAAGACCUAAUCGUGCUUUAGAAAACUUGCCACAAAGAAACUCUGAGUCUGGGCAGCAAACGAUCGAUGCACGCUCAUUUGAGUUGUUCGCGGCACAAUGCAUUCUGGUAAAAAGUGAUGAAUUCGAGAAUUUGUUCCACCUUAUAUAUUUCCCUUAAAUCCUGAUUAUGUUGCUGCUCGCUCCCUACGGUCGCUCCGCAGCAAAAAUCAUCCUUAGCCCUCUUGCAUACAUAAGAGAUGCCCAUUGACUCGUGGGAAAGAGUUAUCAGUAAUUUUCUCACAAAAACGGGGACUUGUUCACACUGUUUUUCCUUUUUGUGCCAAUUUUCUAAAAAAUGUGCACUUUUACAGCGUCAAUGACAGAUUCUGCAAGUUACUAUUUAUGUUGGACAUUUGCCCAAAAUAUUGAUAUCAGGAAAAAUAGUGUUUUGAAUAAAGACAAACAUAUUUAUACAAGCCUUUUAUCAGUACACCUAAUAUUUUCCUUCUUUAGAUGUCUGGAUUGUAUUUUUUUUUUCUUACCAUGAUCUAAAAUUCAUAAGUAGUGUGCAUGCUGUGCUUUUAGUUUUAAUGUGUAAAAUUUGUGCCUUAUAAACGAGUAAAAGAAAUAAUAAUGAUCAUCAUCAUCAUCAUCAUCAUUAUUAUUUUUAUUGACCGCCUGGACUUAAACGGAAAAAAUGCCUGACUACGCCCCUGAUGUAAGUUAAUUAUUUUUCAAAUAAAAUCACUUCGUCUAAUAGUAUUGAUAUCAUUGUUUACUAUCAAAAAAGGGAAUGCCGCUGGCCUCUACCUUGCAGACCCACAUAAAUUAUUUGUAAAUAUAGUUACAGGCAUGCGCCAUCAACAUUUAUUUAUUUUAUUCCCUUUUUUGCGAGCCACAGUUUUUUGCCUUGUCUUUCCAUUUUGUUCUUAUUUUACUUGCAUUAAAUGCAUUUUUAGACCCAACAGCCCCUGUUUAGUGUUAACCAUUUACUGGCUCCUGGUAGCCAAACAUUCCAGUUUGAAAGUUAAAAUGGAACACAACUUUUCCAGUCUGUGAUGUACUUGGAUGAGAAGAUCACACACUCGGUACAAAUUUCUAGUCCACACGUCGGUAGUUUCGAAGACCGAAGCACGAAGCACCCAAAAAUCUCGAAAACGAAGCACCCAAAACUCGAAAACGAAGCACUCAAAACUCGGAAACGAAGACCCCUAAAUCUCGAAAACGAAGCACCCAAAACUCGAAACCACUGUAAGUUUAAUAAGUGCAACUUUACGUCUUACAUGACGCGAUCCGAAUCAGGUGGAGGCAGCGGAUGCGUCCGCACCUUCAAAGGUCCACAAAAUCCAUCCCAAGGUUUUAUAACCAACUGUUUCACUGAACGAUUCUAGAUAGGAUAUCCUGUAUUAAUUUUAUUAUUAGUCUCGCUAUACUUGAUACAUCUUACCCUAAUAUGCAUUUUUUCGGUACACAUACAUGUUUAUGUAGACUUCAAAACUGUCCGUCAGCAGAUUUUGGCGUAUUCAAGUACGCGGUAACACAAAAUGUCUGAAACGAGGCUGAAAACGGAGUGUGAGGCUCGCGCGUAUUACUCUUACGCCACGCUUUACCGACUUCUUCACUGAUUUUGGGAAAAAAACCGAUUGUUUUGCCGUCUAACAUAUUGGGAAUCUAUGACACUGCGUGAUCAGAUCAGAUCAGAUCCAGGCAGAAUUUGUUCUAGGAUAAUGGCCUGGGACCAGGCUCUAUGGUGGGGAACAGGAGAAUUCGAUUCGUUAUCGUGCUUGAUUCCUGCUGUAUUAGAAUUGGUCUCGUGUUUAUAAAGGACAGACCGGUUUCGAGUUUUUGGGUGCUUCGUUUUCGAUCUAGGGUGCUCCGUUUUCGAGAUUUAGGGGGUUUCGUUUUCGAGUUUUGGGUGCUUCGUUUUCGAGAUAGGGUGCUUCGUUUACGAUGUAGGGUGCUUCGUUUUCGAGAUUUGGGUGCUUCGUGCUUCGGUCUUCGUUUUCGAGUGCUUCGUUUUCGAAACUACCUCCACACGUCAUUAGUAAAUCUUGUUUAACCCACUGUUUCCUUUCACCGCUCCUUCAAGAGCAAAUACAAAUACAUCGACGAUACUCGAUACUUGAAAACUUGUUUAUGCAACGGAAUCAAACUGAACUGUCAAACUACAAAAGGGAAAAUACAAUCCAAGUGAAAACAUCGACGCUUAGGCUCAAAAUUUUGUGACCGACUGACCACAAGUUAGUCACUUGCUCGAAAAUACAUGAAUAAUAAAUUCGCGGGAUAAAGACGCAACACAGUCAUUCCCCAUCGAAGCAUCCAGCAUUUUCCACCAGAGUGUGACUGUUAUAUAUGUGUCAAUUUACUCAAGUGUAAAAGAAUUCUUUUUUUGAGUGGAAAAUGCCCAUGGUUUUAAAAUAACGGUCAAAUAAUUAGAUGUCUUAACAAAUGCUUGAAGUGCUAAGUAAAUUACAUGUUAUGGGAAUUACAGUUGAGUUGAGCACAAAAUUGGCUGCUGUGAGUAAUUUUACUGCUUGGUACUUUGUUGUGUUGCGCCUCCUGUAAAUACACUUAGUACAAUAUGUGUAUAAAUUAUGGUUUACAUGUACACUUAAAUCAUUCACUUGUCUUUUUUUGUAAUAGUGUUGUAUGUUUCUCUGUACAAUAGCAGUAAAUUAAUGUUUAUUUUAUACAUGUAUGUCUUAAUGCAUCUGCAUAAUUAUAAUGCCUAAUUAAGUGAAAAGAUGUCGUAGAUGCUACAUCUUUGGUUCAUACUCAGUCAGUGCUGAUCAUUUUUUUUUUGUUCACAUCACCUAUUAGUUUGUGAAUUUGUGUGCAUCUGAUGCUGAAAGGGUCUCCCAAGGAGUGAUAUUUAGUAGCUUUGUUCUAGGUAAGAAUAAUACGUUAGAAUUACUAAAUUUCAUUAGGAUUCGAUCAUAUUUAUACUGUCAAGCUUAAUCUUUGAUUUGAAAUUUUGUUUGCUCUUGUUUAAUGUUGUUUAAGAAAAAUGAUGCUUUGUUCCAGACUUGAAUCUUAUAAUCUCACAUCUACAUAAAGAACAACUGUGAAAGCAGAAUAUAAUAUUACCUGCCAACUCAUAAUCAGGCGCGCUAACCAUAUAACUGCAAUUCAAAAACUUCGAUCUCAUUCCUAACCACACAUUUAGACCAAUUUCUCACCCCUAUUAACAGAAAAAUUGCAGCCGUUUCUGACACAUUUUUGAGAAAUUUAUAAUUUAAAAAAAGUGUACCAAACUCAUUGCCAGAAAAGGCCAUGCUAAUUGUGCACGUUUUUGAUAAUCUCCGAUUUUGGAACUUUGUUUAGGGAGCAGUCAUUAUUUUUCUUGAGAAUUUCAGAAUUUUUUCAGAAUGACUUGGGAAAUCUUUGAAAGUCGUUUUGACAUGAUUGGGUCCCCCAUGAAAAGUACUGGCACCCUCUAGAUGAGGAUUAUUGUCAUGUGUGCGACUCACAAACAGCUGACAGGUGUAAUAAUAAUAAUAAUAUCACUGUUUGAAUGUCCCUAUGUUAUUCAAGAAGCCUAGUAUGAAGAAAAAUUCUGAUUCCCAGUUUCUGACCCGGGACAAAUUUGCUGAGAAUUCUACAUGUGAUUCAAUUGAAGGCUGGAUGUUCUUAGUAUCUCUGUUUUAUAUAUAUUUUCAAAUAGUUUGAAUUUUCUUUUCUUUAAUUUCUUAGGUGUUAUUUAUAGCUCUAUCAGAGACAAUAAUACAUGAUACUAAUAAUACAAUAAAAAAAUGAUUGGUUCUCAAAAAAAUUCAGGAACCAUUUCGAAAAGAAUUAAAACAUUUAUUUAUCAAGUUAACCCAAACAACAUUUUAAAAUGAGUGAUAACAAACAAUGCUAGACAGCAUGUUGGUAGCAAUGCAGGUCACAGGUCACAAGUGCAGGUUAGAGUACAGGUCCCUAUGCUAAGGUAAAUAAUUAAACAAUGCUAAAAGUGUGUCCUAGCUCUAAUAAUCACAAUCCAAAAUAGAAUUUAUGCUUAAGGGGAAACUGUUCAGUAUCUGAGUUUUUGAUAAUUAUCAAUAGAGCAGCGACCUGUUACCUGUGUUUCCUACCUGCCAGAUAAAAUAAGAAAUGGGAACAAAACAAUUUGUACAACCAAGUGAAAAGUAGCUUGACCAACCUUGUUAUUUACUCUUGAUAAUGGGGAAUGCUGUUGUCGAGACAUUGUGUUUGUAUCUCUCAAAAGGUGGAUUGUGAGGUGAUCCCUAUAAAAAGUCCCCUAACUGAACUUUAAAAAUAUUAAAAAAUUAUUUAAAAAAUGCGCGUAAAAAAAAAGGCAGAGUUGUCUGAAGGAUGCAUGGUUCCCUUUACUCCCGGAUUAGUCCUAAACACUCCAUCCGACAACUUGGCUUAGUAUUAUUAUUAGUAACAGCACAAGUUAACUAUGUUACUGCAAAUUAUUAACAAACAGUAUUUUGUUGAUUUUAAAUUUAAUGUUCUAACUUUUUUCAAGCUUUCCCUGUGAUUAUUGUAUGCACCACUAUCUACACAAUCCUUUACAUUGGGCCAUCUGCUUUGAUAGGAUGUGGCUUGUUUGCUCUUUUUUUCCCGGUUCAGGUAAAUGCAUGUAAAAUAUGUAAGAUAAUUGAAAGGUGUAUUACCUAAAAGGAAAAAAUACAACAAGGCUUACACAACAGUUUUUCAAGUUCCGGGGACUACUGGAUUCAAGUGCAUAGCAAAGCCAGGGGGUUGUGGUGGUACUGUUGUUUUUCAUAGGUUGCAUGAAAUGAAAACUUUAACUGCCUCAUCUCUGUGUUUGGUAACUCACUCUUGUGCAAAAAAUAGCCGUGAAAUUUCAGACAGUUUUACAGUUGCAAAAAGCACUGAACAAAUAGCAGGGAAACGCCUUGUCAUUUUCAAAAUUUUUUGGCAUCUUUUCUUCUUUAAUGAUUACUCUAUUGUUAUUAUCAUUAUUUUUAUUAUUUCUCACAAAACGUGGAGGCCCAAGGUCCCCCUGGCCCUUCCCCCAGCGCUGGCUUUGUACAAACAUUCAUUCAUUCAUCACCGGUAGAAAGCUUUUUGACCACAUAGUCAUGAAUUUUUCUAUCCAGUACCAUACAUUUUGGUUAAUUUUUUAUAUGUUUACAGAACACUGCAUGAAUGUUGAUAGUGAGUUCUAAGCUGUUGUCACUUUUCUUUUUUUUAAGGCAAUCAUUGGUAGAGUUGCAGGAAGAUUCCGCUCCAAAGUGGUUGCAAUCUCAGAUAGAAGGGUAAUGACACUCCUCAGGCAACUUGAAAGCAAAGACGACCCAAAACUUGAAAACACAUUUUCUCUUCCCUCAAAUUGACCGAGCAGAAAGGCCUCAAGAAAAUAGUUUCCCACUUUUGCAUUCCUCUGGUGGCCUAACCACUCAUUUAUGCAUGUGCUCUUUUAGAAACCGCCUGCUACACAUUCCACUGUCUAGCCCAGUGACUGGUCCGAUUUUACUAUCCAGUCCACACUGCAUGGUUUCACCUAAAAUGUUUAACCAUAAAGGGGAAAAAGGGGUAAAGGAGAGGAGAAUAUUGCGUUGCUAUCACCCAGGCUUAAGUGUUGGAAAGUGACGCCAGUGUGUGAGCUGCAUCUCAAAGGGCGCUACUAAUAAUUGAAAAUUAGCCUUUGCUUUUAUCCCAUGCUGAAAAAAUACACUGUGACUUUAACAAAGAAGUGUGCUGAAUUCCUAAAAAUAAAACUAAGUAUACACUCUGAAACACUAAGUACAGAGCAAACAUUAAAAAUUUAAACUCAUCUGUUUUUCCCGAUUUUUUACUGACAGGAGUGGGCAUCUGUACGCAGGCUAAACAAAUGUUUGUAAAUUGAUAAUUGUUCUGAAAGUAUCAGUGGAAUUUGUAAGUAUUAAGCAUCAUUAAAGAAAAAGGUUAUACUUUUCAGGUACGAAUGAUGAGUGAAAUAUUAAACUGCAUCAAACUGAUCAAGAUGUAUGCAUGGGAAAAACCAUUUGCCAAGGCUGUAAUUGGUAUGUGCAUUUUUGUUCUUAAUACAUUUGUAAGUCUAAUAAUUAAAAAUACAAUUUUCAUCUGUAUAAUUAUCUCAAAAGAAGCAAUUACAACUGCUGUCAAAAACAUAGAAAGUUUUUUCGUGGAAAAAAAAACUUUUGCCCUCAGUCACGGUUGAGUUGUUUUCCACACAAAUCCUUGUAAAUUUUGAAAUUUUCAAACUGUCGUAAUCUUUCCCCUACCCCAACAUCUCGCGUGGGUUGUGUGUGAUGUAUUGCUUAAGCAUUCAUUUAGCCAACUUUUCCCUGUGCUUUUUGCAGCUAUUCGUCGUGCUGAACGCAAAGCCCUUGUAAAGGGUUCCUUUCUCCAGGGAUUGAACAUGGCAGUAGCCUUAAUUAUUCCAACUAUGGCAACAGUGGGUACAUUUUGUGUGCAUGUUGCCGCUGGCAAAGAUCUCAGUACAUCACAGGUGUGUAUUAAACAGUUCUAUCUUGAUUUUCUUGCUGUCAUUUGACAUAUAUUUCAUUCAUAGAGUUUUAUGCUUUCAGGCAUUCACAGUGACAACAAUAUUCAGUGUUAUAUUAUUUUCUUUGGCUGUUUUACCAUUUGGCAUAAGAGGUAUUGCUGAGGCCAGGAUUGCACUGAAGAGAGUUCAGGUAUUCAAAUUUCAUCCCAUUAAAACGGUUUAGUUAAAUGGAUUAUCUUAUGUUUUACUGAAAACUGUCCUAAAAAAUUAUGAAGAGCAACUGAACAAGUUGCUGGUGCCUUUUUUUCCACCAGAAUCUAUCUUUGAAUUAAUGUUUUAGUGCAGUGAACAUAUUCUGUACAAUAAUUAUUAUGCUAUUGAUGAUCUUUCAGAUUAAGUAAACAACUUUAAAUUUAUAAUUAUUCACACCUUCUUCUUUUUAGGGAAGAAAUCCCACCUCUUUUAAACGUUACAGUGUGUUAUUAUCUUAAUUUUUCUUGAGAACGUUUGUGUCUGUCAUGAAAACCACUCCCUGGUUGGAGAUAAAUUUUCAACCAACACGUAUGGGCUGGAUUUUAAACCUCCUGAGUACAUAUUUGUAGUCAGAUUUUGUGAAAAACGAGACAGUGCAGUGUUCCAUUGUUUUUAAUGACAGUCAACUGCUAUUUUGUAGAGUUUGAUGGUGAUGGAGGAACUUGAACCUUUUGUUGAGAAGCCUUCAGAUCCACUGGUGUCUGUAUCAAUAUCAGAAGCAACAUUUGCUUGGGACAAGGUGCAUGUUUCAUUCUUAACUGGAUAUAGAUACGAAUGUAGAACGUAUCAUAGGAAGCAUGUUAUAACUUAAUUUUGCGUUCAAGGCAGGGUUGUGGAUUUGUUCUUUAGUUUUGGUAUAAGUGUUGUAAUUAGUAAGUGAAAAUAAAGAAAACUUGAAACAUAAAUCGACCGUCAAAAGUGAGAGAAAAAUUGCCACAUUUUCUUAAGGGGAAUCCUGUAUCUAGGCGCAAUUUCAUAGCAACAGAUUUUGUUAUUGAAUAACCACCAAGUAAGGGUGCGGGGGAAAGGGCGACGAAUUCUGUCAUGAAACGGUCGAUCAGAGAAACGAUUUGUCUGACGUGUGAAAGACAUUGUUCGUAUCUCCAGCUGGCUAAAACUCAGUUUGUGAGCAAAAAAAGUAAUGCAUGAUAUGGCUGCUUUUCUGCGAGUAUGUCUUUGUAUGUGUGUGAUGAAAAUGUUUUGCUGCAUAGCUCUCAGUAUGACGAAAGUAAUGGAACGUAGAAUUAACUUCAGUUUCGCUGUAGCCCGGACCUGUUUAUAUGCGUGUUGGUUGUUUUUUGAUUUGCGUUUUUCAGAAUGAAAGAUUCAACCGAUUUGUAUGAUUUUUGGCAUCCUUAAUAAUGCAACGAAAGCCCUUGUAUUUGGUAAUUUGUUCAAGCUUUUUAGACUUGCCAUCACAUUCGCACGGGAAGUUUACCACUUGGGAAUAAAGAUGAAGACAAAUAUGACAAUCGUCUUAUUCUUCUCAUUAUCCCCAACAGCAAACUGCCCGUGCGAAUGUGACGGUAAAUCUUAAAAGCGUGAAUAAAUUACCAAAUACAAGGGUUUUCAUUGCAGCUGAAAAAUGGAUGGUUAGAAGUACUGGAGUUGGUGGCCUUAUUUCUCUUCAAAACGGGAACCUGCGACGCUAAAAACUCUUCACAGUUUUUCGUAGACGCUAUAUUUUGCUUUGUGAAAGGUUUGAACCCAGGAGGCAUUUCAAAAGUAGGUUGAGUUUGAUCGUCCGGGUGAACGUAGUCCUGAAUAAGACUGUUGUUGUUGACAGUGACUGACGUUUCGACAACCUGUGCGGUAGUCAUCUUCAGAGUCAAAGUGAGUUGUAUCACGUCAGUUGAUGGUAUUAUACUCUGGUUAUUGAUUUGAUUGGUCAAUUACGUCGUGAUGUUAUUGGUCGUCUGUCAGUUAAGCUGUGAUGUUAUUGGCUAUGAAGACUCGUAAUCAGUAAUUGGUGCGUUUCGAACAGUCUUUUGUCACAGUUAGUCGUCUAUUGUUAGUCAGAUUGUCAUUCUCUCGUAGUUAGUUUUGCUUGAUCUCGUCAAUAAGUCGUUUGUGCGGCGCUGGUAACUGUUGGCUACGAUUCAGUGGCGUUUGUUCUAAUAUUUUGCUUUGUUAAGAUUUGUGUCCAAAAGAGAUGGACAAAUACAAAGUAAGUUUGAUGAAUAGAGUUUCUUUAAUAUCACCGCGCACUCAGCUUAAAAUUGUUCUUCUUAAAGUGCUAACUGUAUUCGCCGUAUGUUUCUGAUUACUCCGUUUCUUGCAAUAAAGCUUUAGGUAGGAAUAUCCUUUAAGACAGGAGAUAGUCUGUCGGCAGUCUUCCUCUAUUUGUGCGUUAACUUUCACAAAUGUGUUAGCGUAGCAUUUUAAGGUUAAAUUUGACCAGCAUAUUGUGCAGCGAGUUCUAGGGUCACGAUUGCCUUCAAACUUGGAGAUGUAAAACUAUAGAGCUCUUAGGCUUAUUUGCUGAUGUUAGGUAAAAAAUGCGCUUUUAAAUAUAUGCCGAUAUCUCAAAGGUUUUUAUACCUACAAAAAAAUAAAUAACAUUUUCUUUAAGUUCCAUUAUUAUUUAUUAAGGAUGUCAAAAAUCAUAGAAAUCGGUUGAAUCUUUCAUUCUGAAAAAUGCAAAUCAAAAACAUAACCAACACGCAUAUAAAUAGGUUCGGACCACCUUAAUUUAUGUCACUUUGGUAUGCGAUGCAUCGUUGAAAUCUACCUUUGAUCUCAAAGUAACGCGGUAACACUCUCAAAGGAAGAAGUAUGUGCCCUUACGCUGUACACUCUGUUUGGUGGUGCUUUUUUUGGUGAUAGUUACGUUUUUCAAAAGAUGUUGAUGCACAGGUUAGUCAGCUUUGAGAGAGUUUUCCUCUACGUAAAAUAGCUACCUAUAUACUUACAGGUCAAACCAAGGGCAGAAAAUAAAGGGAAAGGUGGCUUUGGUGCUAGGAAUGGCUCAAAACAAGAUGAUGGUCAGUGCUGAAAGGAUAUCUUCUUACGUUGUAUUAAAUCCUUAUAAUUUACCCAAUUUUAUAAAGUAGAUAAAAAUGAUGACAUAGCAAUUUGUCACUCCUGGUUACCUCAGCAGAUACCCAGCUUAUUGAAGCAAAACAUACUGCUAGCAAAAGAAAAGAAAAUGGUCAGAAGGGUGGAGCCGGGCAGGGUAGGCGGGGUCCAACCCCUCUUGAAGUCAAAACCAUGUUGGAACCAGCACUGUUCGAUAUUGAUCUCACAGUUCACAAGGUAUAUUAAAUGAAUGGAAUGUGUUUAGCCCUUUUUUGUGAUUGGUUUGUGUUUUUAUGGUACUAUAUCUAGUUAACUGUGGUUUUCUUUGCAUUAGUAUUAUGUUGGUUAGUUAUAGCGAGUAAUGCAGUGCACUGUUAGCAUUGUGCUCUGAUAGUGACUCUUGUUAUUUUUCUAGAAAACACUUGUUGGAAUUUGUGGCAGUGUGGGAAGUGGCAAGAGCUCACUUUUGCAGGCUCUCCUAGGGCAGGUAGGUAAAUAGUAAAGUUGGCUUAAAUAGAAUGUUGGAGAAAGAAACCAGUAUGAAGGCACUCCUUGAGGCGGCUCAUGUUUUGUUGUGUUUCCUCUGAUCUGUCUCUUUGUGCCGUGCAAUUAUACCUUAAUCCGUCAGACAAACUGCCUAUGUGGCAAGCCCAAAUAUUGAUUUAAAAAUACCUUUAUACUUCUGUUGUAACAUGUUUCUUGUUAGAUGAGGGUACAGAAGGGUAAUGUGAUGCUAGGCGGGUCAACAGCUUAUGCAGCUCAGCAGGUUGGUACCAUUCCUCCACUGAUUUUUGUCCCAUUUUCACUUCUUUGUUGUUUACAUACAAACUCAGCAGAUCUGAUAUACUCAGACAACAGUCGCCAAAAAACGAUAACAACAACUACAAAAAUAGAAAAGAAAUUAGACAAUUUGCUUUGAUAGUACUUUGUUCACCGCAAUACAUGUAUCUGAAAACUUUCAAAGUCGUAGUGUUCCUGUAGGCGUGGUGCCUUUUACAAGCCACGUAUUUGUGUCAGCAAAGUGGGCUGAUACUGCUUAGAUCUAGCUUUACAAGUAAGAUUUUUAUGUUGCUUAUGAUGCUAAGGGAUCGGUUAAAAUGGCAUUGCGGCUGUAAAAUUCCAAAGAUGAACUGCGAUUCUCGUUUAAUUGUGUAAAUUAUGACGUUUUGGUUUCAAAACCUGAGUUGAGUAAGUGAAAAAUAUAUUUGUCCACACCUAAACGAAUAUAGCAAAUCAGAUCAAAAAUCGCUUAUAGACUUUCAUAAGCUUGUUGCUCAUGGAUGUUUUCCCCCAAUAUUUGAUUGGCCCAGAGACCAUUACGCUAUCUCCAGGCCCCAGUUGUUCAAACGCUGGAUAGCGCUCUUCACCGAGUUAAUCAGUUUCCAGCGGAAAAGUUUUAGGGAGACCAAUUGCUUUAUCCACUGGAUGAUGGCACUAUCCAAAUUUUCAACUACUGAGGUCCGAUAACUGACUGCUGCACUUAGGUGCAGGUUAACCGCUGUCUUUGGGGGACAAUGGUGACUUUGCACCCCACCACCUCCUCGUCACAAAAGUACAAAGAAAAACAAACAUACGGGGAGAUUGAUGAAACUAUUGCAUGGACGAUGUUUAACAAAUAUCGUGAUUUGUCUCUCAGAUAUUUAUUUUUUUAUCACCAGUAACAAGUCGUGAUAUUUCGCUAGUUAUAUACUCGUGCUGAUACAAGGUAGAGCGCUUGUGAGGGAAUACAAACUUUUCGUUGAAAGAAAGGUAAAACUAUUCAAGGUUUUAAUGAUCUCCUUUUAAAUUCUAUCUGGUUAUAGGCAUGGAUAAUGAAUGCAACUGUAAGGGAUAACAUUCUGCUAGGAAAACCAUAUCAUGAAGCACGGUAAUACACUUAAUAUUCUGUUAAAUAUACAGAUACAUAUACAUAAAUGAUAACAAUAUCUCUCCUCGCUACAUACACCUAUUGCUACGUCUGGCCAUCAAUAUCACUUUUAAGGACGAUCAUUAUCGGAAGUUGUUUUGCCUUAUAGUGGCAAUUUCAGGAAUUGAAAGACCAACACACAGCUGAAAAUGAAAUUAUCAACUGUUGAAGUGAGCAUAUUCGGUCAUUUCUUAAAAACUCCAUGCGUGAAGUUCAUCUUGGAACUUAAGUGAAGCAAUGAAUGAUUUUUCUUGCGCAAGGAGUGUAAGAUGGCGCAUGUGGUGUAAUAGGAUUCUGCAACAGGACGCUGAAUGGUAAAGAGAGUUGUUAUUUAGUUGCUUCCAAAGUAAUCAUACCAAAAUUACACUUAUCUAAUGUACAGGCAUGUCAAGUAGAACGGGUACUGCAUGUACUACUUUCAAAACAAUUUUUUAUUGUAUAUUUCAAUUUUGUUGUUAGGUACAAUGCUGCAUGUUUUGCCUGUAGCUUGGAACAGGACUUGAAGAUUUUACCCAGUGGUGAUCAAACAGAAGUGAAUAAAAAUUACAAUUAUAAGUAUAUUUUUGACGUUCUUUACAGUAUAUUGCUUCUCUGUGUCUUAAUAUCCUCGUAUUUAAUGUAUCUCUUAUAAACACAACAUUUAACAAUAAUUGGAUGAGGCUGAGUAUUAUCUGAAGAAUUAUGGAGAUCGAGAUGGGUGUUGUCCGCCUAGGCUGAUUAACACCCUGCGAGAUCUCCAAAAUUCUUCAGAUGAUAAGAAAGCCGAAUUCAAUAAUUGCUUUAUUAUUCAUUCAAAAUAAUUCCUAGUUUAUAAACAAGCUAAAGCAUACUUACCUCCAUCGAUGCUAAGUUCAUCUUCGAUAGUGCAAGUUCAACGACAAGUUUACGAGGUAAAGGGUUGUUCAGUUCUGCAAAUAUUCUCCAAAUAGCGGAUGUCGUCUGUCGAGUUGUCGUCUUGCUGUUCUUGCUCUGUUUUUGGCCAAUACUUCGCCUGUUUCUUCCUCGUGAAAUGAGUGAACUGUUCCGUCAUUUAUAUUCUAAUUCGCUACCCCGCUCAAACGAAUAUAAAACAUUUAUCAUGUAACAAGCAACCUCAAUUGGGGUGUGUCAACACGAGCCGUGUGCGACCCUCUUUAUUAUGCCUUCAUCAACAGAAUGGAUGGAAAUAAUACAACAAACAGAAUGAAAACUCGGAAAUGUAAAAAAUUACAGCAAGAAAAACAACCCAACAAAAUGAUCUUAACUAUGCUCGUAUAACCAUGAUUCAGUAAACAUACAAAACGUGCUAAACCUUUCAUAUAGCAGCAUGCAAAAAACUACGUCUAAGAGAAACCCCUGAUCACUGGGUAUUUAAUUUUGAGGGCGUAGGGACGGUCGUAAGACGCGAAUGAAUAUAAAUGAGAACAACUCAAAUAUAUGUAGCCUACCGCUAAUGAAGCAACAGAACAGCAUACCAUGUAACACCCCAAAGAAAAGAUUACAUAACCCAUGAUAAAUACAUUUUGUACCCACUACCAAAACAACUCAAACCUCUUCCCCGGGUCUUCUCGGGUUAACCGUUCAGUUUUUUGGCAAUUAUGCUGCGAAAUUGAUGUCAUUUCUUACAUAUCGCAAAAUUCUUCCAAAUUUGGUCGAUAGUAGCUGGUUAUGAUGAAUUAUGUGUGGGAUUUUAGCCAAUCAGAAGCGGAGAAAUAUUUUGGAAUGAAUAGUAAUAUAUCUUAUAUGCAGCCUUUCUUGGAAAGGGAGAUAAAGUUUAUGUCCUGGAUUAUAUUUGACUCUAAAAAUACCAAGUAUACAUUUUAAAUGGAAAUUUCAUGCCUGCCUUUUCGAGAUAUUUAGGGUUUUUGGGUCAUUUUGGGGUUUAGGUUGUUCUGUUUUAAUGGAACAAUUUGUAAGCUCCAGUGGAUUCCUUAUAUUUUGUUCAAUCGACGAUACGUAAGGAAAAUAUUACAAAGGAGUGCAGGUGACAGUUGUUUAUUCAAACGCCAUCUGCAUAUUUCCAGUUAAGAUGAAGGCUUAACCCCUCCCCCAAUUCAGAAAAUUCCUCAUAGUUUCACCGUUUUAUUUUUCACCUUGUGGUGACCAUAAAUGUCCGUUCCCAAACACUGUUAAACAAACGAUCAAUGACACUUUGCUAUGUUCUUGAUAAUAAUCGUCGAGGCUUGAAUAGCUGUGUGUAACUUUGAAUGUGCUCGCUGAUAAGAACAAAACUUGUUGAUAAAGCUCGUGUGCUAGGGAAUGUUUAUUGAGUUGUUUCUGUUUGGUGUAAUUAUUUUGUAGAUUGGAGAGCGAGGAAUCAACCUUAGUGGAGGGCAAAAGCAGAGAAUCAGCUUAGCAAGAGCAUUGUAUGCUGACAAGGUGAUGACUAUAUGUAGCCUGUUUCACUUGCUGAUGUUUUGCGAGUAGUGUUAACACGGGCCUAGGCCAAACGUCGAAAUUUUCAUGAGACGAACCAAAGUUAGUGAGUUAAGUCCAUGAAAAGUUCGACGUCUGGCUCAGUUGAAUUCGUCUAAAUGAGUUUGGAUCGUCCAACACAGAACGUCUGAAUAUCGUCUCCGGGACAAACGUCGAUCUUCACAUGCGACGAACUAAACUAAUGAAUUAAAAAUUUGUGUAAUGUACUUUUAGCCUCAUUCGGGAGAAAAUGUAUUAAAAUUGCUUUUAGGUCUGGUUUAGUUGAUUGGUUCAACGCGUCUUAGGUUCGACGCCUGACCCAACAGACGAUUUUAACAUUAAUUUAGGUCGACGCAAAUUAAAGUUUGGGUCGUCUCAUGAAAUGUUCGAAGUUUGGCCUAUGCCAGAGGUGUCUUUCACGAUGCGAAUAGUUGGCUGACGGCAAAUCGCUUCCAAACAUGUUUCGCCGCUAAACUAGCGUACGAAAACUAAAGAGACCGUGUUUCCCAUGCUCCUCUUCUUCCCUGUUUCUCAAAUUAGAGACGAUUGGAAAGAAGAAGACAUCUUAAUUAGAUAUGAAUUAUUUUGUUCGCAGGACAUAUAUUUGUUGGACGAUCCGUUGAGCGCAGUAGAUGCCCAUGUAGGACUUCACAUUUUUAAGCACUGUAUUAAAGGAUCCCUCCGGAACAAAACCGUCCUGUUUGCUACACACCAGUUGCAGGUAAUGCCGUGCUCUGUGUUGUGUGCUUAGUUGUUUUAUGUGAACAACCUAUGAAUUUGUUGGUGAGGUGUUGCAGUCUUCCAUCUUGUUAAGUUCUGUCCGCCACAACUCGCUAAAUAAACACAUUUUACACAUAAAAUUUAUAAACAAUAAACUGGUAAAUUACUUUUAUGGAGAUUGUUGAUUGAUGGUAUAUUGAAGCGCAUGAAGUAUGUUUCUAGUUCCCAUGAUCCUUCACUUCGAACCAUGUGCUCUCCUAAUGGCGGUUGACGAAUAAACCCAUGUUGUUGUCGUGUUCCUCGUUCUCCACUCUAACAAAUCAACAUGAUGGCAGCCUGGGGAUUUAGUUAAGGAAAUGACGGCUACAGAAACUGGGCUGUUUAGACUUCCUCCCCAACUAGAUGUGAAUUCGGGAAAUGUGCCCGAGAACUUCAAACGGUGGAAACGGCAAGUGGAAGUGUACUUAGCAGCUUCUGGAGCUUCAGAGAAAGACGAUAAAGUACAAACUGCCAUCAUUUUAAACUGUGCAGGCCCUCAUGUUCUCGAAGUGUACGAUACUUUUAUUUGGACAGAUAAUGGCGAUAAAGAUAUACCCGAUAAAGUUUUAGAAGCAUUGGAAAGAUACUGCAACCCGCCUGACAAUGAAGUCAUCGAAUCUCACAGAUUCUGGAACAUUCCAUACCAGGAACCGUUCGACACAAACCUCACACAAAAGGAGAGAAAAGUUAAAAUUCAACUGCAAAUUUUGUGGAUACAAACAUGAGAAACAAAGAGUCAAAAAUCCUGCUUGGGGCAAGACAUUUGACAACUGCAAAGGUCUUAACCACUUCAAGACUAAAUGCAAAAAUAUUCAUCCACUUAACCAAUCCAAUGAUAAUGAGGAAGAUUCCGAUGAUCAAUGGCUCAUGGCUGUAAGCAAUCGGACAGACAGUGUUACUUCCACACUUAAUUUAAAUGAUAUUGAUGUCAAAUUCCAACUUGACACUGCAGCUGAUGUAAAUACCAUCUGUCAGAAACAUGUAAGACAACACCAAGUGUCUCCUACAACUGUUCGCCUUAACAUGUGGAAUAAAACUAACCUGAAACCUCUGGGAGAAACGCGCCUGAUCAUAAAAAUCCUCGCACUAGUUCUGAAUCAGAAAUAAAGUUUAUCGUGGUCCCAAAUGGUUUCACAAACCUGUUAGGUCUGAACACUAUUCAGGAACUUGGUUUUAUAACCAUAAAUAAAGAACGUUUCAUCUCACAAGUAUCAACCCCACAACUUGGUGAUCUGGGCGAAGCCACCCUCAGAAUUGAUGAAAGUGUUCCUCCCAAAGUAUUGCCUGGUAGGAAAGUUCUUAUUGCCAUUCAAGACGCAGUAAAGGAGGAACUAGAUCGACUUGUAAACAAAGGCGUACUGGUUCCAGUGACCGAACCAACUGAAUGGGUCAGUCAAAUGGCGGUUAUACAUAAACCCAAUGGUAAAUUGCGCAUUUGUAUUUAUCCUCAACCCCUAUAUGCUGUACUCAAGCGUGAACAUUAGCGAUUACAUGUGCUUUAUGAUGUGCUUCCUAAGCUUAAAGAUGCAAAGAUCUUUAGCAAACUAGAUGUAAAAGAAGCGUAUUGGCAUGUUCGACUUGAUGAAGCAUCCAGCAAACCCACCACAAUGAUUACACCUUUUGGUCGCUACAUGUGGAAGCUAAUUGUACUUUAUGAUGUGCUUCCUAAGCUUAAAGAUACGAAGAUCUUUAGCAAACUAGAUGUAAAAGAAGCGUAUUGGCAUGUUCGACUUGAUGAAGCAUUCAGCAAACUCACCACAAUGAUUACACCUUUUGGUCGCUACAUGUGGAAGAGGCUACCCUUUGGCCUCAAAGUCUCAAGUAAAAUUUUCCAGCGCAAGAUUGAUGAGGCGCUAGGUGAUCUCGAUGUUGUAUUCAAUAUAGUGGUUGAUGUAGUCAUUGUAGGGUGUGGCAACUCAGAUGCUAAAGCUCAGAGUGACAACCAGCAAAAACUAGCAGUGACAUUGAAAAGGUGUGCUGAGAAGAGCAUUAUCCUAAAUGAGGAUAAGCAACAAACUGGUCUGGAUGAGAUCAUAUUUCAUGGACACAGAAUCACGAAAGACCGUGUGAAAGUUGAUAAAGCUUAAGUGCAAGCUAUCCGAGACAUGCCAGCACCCACUGAUGUGGAAUGUGUGAAGCGCCUAUGUGGCAUGGCUCAGUACAUGACAAAGUUCUUACCCAACUUUGCAGCAACACUUGAACCAAUCCGUGCUCUAACUAGAAAGGAGACCCCAUUUGUAUAGUCGAAAGAAUGUGAAGAUGCUUUCAACACACUCAAGAAAAUCUGUCUGAGUCUCCUUGCUCAGCUUACUUUGACUCCUCGAAAGAAGUGGUAAUUCAAGGAGACAGUAGCAAACAUGGAAUUGGUGCCGUGCUACUCCAAGGAGGGCGUCCUAUUGAGUACGCAUCUAGAGCAUUGACCCCUUCAGAACGAAAUUGGGCUCAGAUAGAGAAAGAAGAUUUGGCUGUCCUUUAUGGCCUUGAACGAUUUAAUCAGUAUGCUUAUGGUCGUGCAGUAGCAGUACAGAAUUACUAACAACUUCUUGCUGCCAUACUACGCAAGCCGCUGAGCGUGGCUCCAAAGCGUCUUCAAGACAUCAUGAUGCGUUUUAACCGGUAUGAUGUCAACUUUGUAUUUGUGAAAGGCACUAAUCUACACAUUGCCGACACCUUAAGUAGAGCUCAUUUAGACUCUGUUGAAGGUAACCAGGACGACCGUGCACGAAUAUAUACCUUUGCUGAAAUCCCAGAUAAGCGUUUGGACGAGAUAAGAGAAGCAACUUUGCGCGACACUAGCUUACAAACCGUUAUCAAGUUAGUCUUGGAUGGAUGGCCUCAAGACAAGCACAAUAUUCCCCCUCAAGCCUUACCUUAUUUUGACAUCCGUGACUCUCUCAGUAUAGUAGAUCGCAUCUUAGUAAAAGGAGAAGCAAUAGUAAGUCCAUCUGAACCGAGAGCAUCUAUCAAGAAAAGACUCCAUAGUGCACAUCUAGGCUGUGAAAGUAUGAAGCGUCGAGCUAGAGGCAUUGUUUUCUGGCCUGGCAUGGCCCAUGAUAUUAAACAGUUAGCCGAUUCGUGUGAAACCUGCCAAGAAAUGAAGCUACGAAACACUUAACAACCAUUGAAACAACACAACGAAGGCGAUAGACCUUGACAAAAGAUUGGUUUGGAUUUCUUUGAAAUCGCAGGAAAGCACUACUUGAUUGUGGUGCACUAUUACUCUAAUUUCAUAGAGAUUGAUCUACUGACAAGCCAAACACGCACCCGUACCAUAAGUCUUCUCAAGCAACAUUUUGCGUGGUACGGCAUACCAAUAGUAAUCGUGUCAGAUGGAGGUCCCCAAUUUACCAGUCAAGAGUUUAACUCAUUCAUGACAAACUGGGGUAUUUCCCAUCAUACAUCAUCACCCAUGCAUCAAUGUGCUAACGACAAAGCAGACUCCGCUGUGAAGAUUAUGAAAUCCUUGCUAAUCAAAACUUACAAGGAUGUUGGCGAUCCCUAUGAAGCCAUACUCGAACAACGAAACACCCCUCGUCAGGACACUGCUUUGAGUCCGACGCAAAUGAUGUUUAACCGCAAAACACGUAGUUUCUUAUCAAGCUUAAGCAGUAACCCAAAGAACACUCUUGUGAAAGGAAAACGUGAUGCGCGAAAACGGAGCGUGAAAACAUAUCAAGAUCGGAGAUUACGCAAACUCUCAGUUAUUGAAAUUGGACAGUAAGUAUUCUACCGACACACAGAAGGUCAGAACUGGAAGUGGAGCAAGGUAACUGGAAUUUUAGGCCCUUAUACGUACUAAGUGGAAGGUGCCGAUGACGGCAAGUACAGAAGAAACCGUGUCCAUCCAAGACCCACCAAAGUAGUAAGAACUCCUCGCGAUGUAUCUCCUAUCGUUUUGUCUGGUACUCCUGACCAAGUAUUAAAUUCAGCCGUGCCUACAGUUCCUCAAACUCCAACCACUGGCGCUGAGGCCAAAGAAAGUCAUUCGCAUAGUGAGGCAACUACUCCUAUUAAGAGUCCCGCACCACACAGGCCUAAACGUGAAAGCAGAUUACCUAUUCGUUUUAAGGACUAUGUACUCAAGUAGAGACUGUUUCUGGUCAGUUGAACUGCUUUAUUUAGGAACUUUGCUUACUAACGAUACUGUUUGAGUUCCUUGUUGUGGACAUCUUCAGUGAAAGAUUCGGCAUUCAUAUUUAGUUGCUAAGAAACUCCAUUGUUAUUUUUCUAAAGUCGAAGGGAUGUUGAUUGAUAGCAUAUUGUAGCGCACAUGAAGUAUGUUUCUAGUUCCCAUGAUCCUUCACUUUGAACCAUGUGCUCUCGUAAUGGCCGUUCACGAAUAAACCCAUGUUGUUGUGUUCUACUCUUGUCGUGUUCCUUGUUCUCCACACUAACAAAUCAACAGAAAUUAAAAAUGUUCUCCCUUUUACAAAAUUGCUGGAUUUUUUUCCACAGUACCUUAGCCAAUGCGACAUUGUGUUGUACAUGAAAAAUGGCAAGAUUGCUGAGAGAGGAACUUAUGAAGAACUCAUAAGGAACAAUGGGGUAACAAACUAUAACAAAAUAACUGAUUCGUCAUGAUAACACAACAUGAGGCACGGUACCCGAGUGGUGACUUCGUUGACAUCUAGGUUCGGGCUAGAGUCCCGCCCAAUAGUACCGAGUUCAACUUCUCGGCCACGCCUAUGCAACUGUGGUUUGGCUCCUUUCAGUUAUAGUCAUCUUUGAUUUGGAUCUUUCGUGUGUGAUUUUCUCGAAGAGCUAGUGCCUGCAAACAAGAUGAAGCAACUAGACUGCCUUCUUGUGCGCACAAAGCAUCUGAAUUAGCAUUUGUAGACUUUAUUGGCCGUUUUCAAACUAGAGACGGAUAGUCCAUCUUCAAAAUCCGUCAAAAUUGAUAGAAAAACAGAUGGAUAAAGUCAGGCGGAUUGUCUAUCCAAAAUUAAGACCGUUCCAUUUUCAAAUUUAAUAACAAUUAUUCACCGAAGUGGAGGUGGCUGGUCAUGGAAAUUUACCAAGCUGCGAAGCAGCGAGGUAAAUAUCACCCCUAGCCAGCGACACUGAGGUGAAUAAUUGUUUUAGUAUAUACUAAAACAGUGAGAUAAUUGAGCACAAAAAUGAUGAUUGUUAACUCAAAUACUGUUGCCAACGAUUACAAUUUUGGCGCGUAAUGACCGAACGGCCGCGGCCGUCGCUUUUUCUUGCCGACAAAUAAAACUUUUGAAGGCAUUUGUUUAGCUCUUGCGGGGAAAUUUCUUCAAAAGGAGUUGUGAAUUCUUUUUGUAUUUAAAAUCAUUCUGUAAAAAAAGAUUAUUAAAUUUAGUUUUAAGCUUAUUUAUCCAAAUAAAGUAACGCAAGACGUAAGCUUAAUUUGCAUUUGUAAACAAAAAACCUUUUCACCGGUUUUAUCGAUAAAUUCGAGUAAAAAAGACAAAGCUUUACCUCGUAACUUCGUCACCUUCUUCGUGUAUUUCGGGAACAGCUUGCUUGAUUAGUUGUGAAAUUUCUUUGUUUGUUACGGCAGCAAACCGGGAAGGCAUUUUGCUCGCAACUCACGCGAGUUUGGCGUCUCUCGCUCGGAGGAACAGGAGGUGAAUCAGUGAAUAGUGCAGGAUAUUCACUGAUUGAGUAGCCAAUCAGAGCGCGCGAAAAACACUAUCCACUGUUUUAGUAUACAGCUAUUUCGAGAAAGGUUGUCGGAAAAAGUGCACGCGAGAGUCCCGAAAGGCAUUGUGGGUGGUUUAAGUUCACUGUUCUGUAAAGAAGUUUGAAAUAACUGGUACGAAAGUUCACUGUUUUGUAAAGAAGUUUGAAAUAACUGGUACGAAAGGCCGUGGAAAUGUGUUCGCGAGUUCCUAAAGGAAAGCAACAAUAGUAGGUUCGACAGGUACAGUCGUCAGAAACAGUGUAUUGAUCAUAUCCCAUAUUACCUUUCGGGGUUGUCGCGUGCACAUUUUUCCCACAACUUUUCUCGAAAUAGCUGUAUACUAAGACGUAUUAUCUGUCUGACGCGAAUUAUACAACGGAUAACCCGUCUCAGGAUAGUCCGUCUCUAGUGUGAAUACGGCCAUGAGUGCUAUACUAGAAGGGAGAAAAAGAAAGGCCUGACUUACAAUAGCCUUGUUGUGAAAUAAUUCGUUUUGAAUUCACCUGUCAAACGAUAGCUCAUCAGCAAUACGUUUCUAUGGCAUGUUGUAGGAGUUUGCCACUCUGAUUGGCAUGUUUAUAAGGGAAGUCGAAGAAGAGUUGUUUGAUGAAGACAUUGGUGAGUUUCUUCAUUGUGGCGACCGUCAGCGAGGCGACGUAGCUCUGUCCUCGUUAUCAGCAGAUGACAUAACUAAACUGUUUGAGCGGCAGAUCUCGGCUAGUAGCAGGGGUAGAGGAUUACGUAGCAGUUCGAGUGAAGGAAAUCUUGAACCGUUUAAACUGAAUGACAGAGUGAGCAGUAGACGCCUUCGUGCCAGCUCAAAGCAGAGAAGAUUGUCGGGUGGCAUUGAAUCUGAAGCCAGGAAAGAGGAAGAAGAGAAAAAGAAGAAGGAAGGUGGGUUGACUGAGAUAACUUUGCACUUGGACACACGUAGGUUAAUUUUAGGCGAUUUUAUCAUACAUUUAGCUGCUUUCCUUAACCGGCCAUACUUUUUUGGCCCUUUUAUUUUUCUCACUUAUUUACCUGAGUCUUUUGGAAAACCGUGUUUCGUUUUGAAAUGUCCUAGAACGUCUGUCCUCGGGCACGGGCUGACACAGAAAAAUAUCGCUGCAUAUAGACAUGUAUUUUUCUUUUCGACUGCAUAAAACUAACCACACCCUUUGGAAGAAAGGGAGGUGAUCAAACGUCAGUGCUCUGUAAUUUGCGCCAGAAUGGUACUGUCAAAUGUCCUUUCCGAGACUACUUUUUAAACUGAAUUUUUCUAACUAUUUUUCGAGAGACGACUGUCAUGAAGGUAAGAAUAAGUAUAUAGAGGGUUGGGUGACUGUUGGGGCGGUCAGCUUGUCUCGUCUUUAUAUUGAAGCUUGUAUGUUUGCAGCUGGGAGACUGACUCAGGCGGAAGACCGUGCAGAGGGAGCAGUGACAUUUCAGACUUAUAAAACUUACAUGAAGUCAGGGGGAGGUAAGUGAAAGAACUGCAAACUAAAAGACACGUAUUCUAUAGCGACUUUAAGCAAUGACUACGGGAGCGUCUAGUACGGUAACAGGAAGUACUUUUUUUCUCGCCAGGCGUCAAAUAUUCCUCAAGGAGGGAGUUAAAGAUACCACGACUAGAUUAGCGGGGAAAACGACGCUUAAAAAGUGAAUUUACACUUUCUGAGUCUUCAUCGCGAUCAUUCCAUUUCAUUUGCUUUCCAAGUGUAGGCGAACUUGAAGCUGAAGUCGUGCAGUAACCCCUCGCGGCAAAGAAAUGUACAAAAAAGGAGUGUGAUACAAAUUGUACAAACAUUUUCAAGUUUUCCUUGUGUUUUAUCAGCCCUAGGUUAUUCACACCACUUACUGACGUGUAUCCUUUUAACUAUCUACCAUAUUUUGUUAUUUUGUGUAUUUAGUAUGGCAGUAUUUUUCACGAAUUGGAUGUCGUGCCUGACACCAAAUUUGAGGAUCAUAAUCCUAAAUUAAGCCUUCAGAAGUUGCCAAGGGAAACAAAAAAAUUAAAAAAGGCAUAUGCGUAUAAUUCUGUUUAAAACACUGUGGCGCUUAGCAUAAAAAAUGUAACUAAAUGCUUAUGUACUUCACACUACGGCCCACCAUGAUCUGCUCAGCUGGAUCGACUACGUUUAAUUAGCAAAGAACUCAUUCUCGUAAGCGACCAGCUUUUGUUAAGACACCUUUUUCGAAUUUUCGAGGUGGUCGCUUACGAGAGCUUCGACUGUAUUUCAAACUGUUCAGUGGCAUUUUAGCAACCCAUUGCGGUCGCUUACGAGAGCUUCGACUGUUCAGUGGCAUUUCAGUAUCUCUUGUAAUGGCAAUAGCCGCCUUGAGAGAGACAAGGCAACUUAGCUUCAUGUUUUCUGGUUGUUCGUAUUGAUAAGGCGUUAAUGCUGGUUCAUAGGGGACUUGGUGUGAGAAGAGUAUCCCCACAUACGUAGCAAAAUUAAUUAAAUUAAAUGUACAUCAUAACUAUUUUGUAGUGCUUGUAAAAGUCAUUGCGUUGUGAAGCUCCUAUUGCCCUCGUCUUUGAAUUCAAAUUCAAAAUAACAAAUUGGCUGUAGCCAAGUGAUCCCCUAUAAGCAGAACCUUCCGGUAUUUUAUUUUGCAGGUUACUGUGUCUAUCUGUUCUUAAUCUUGUUCACUGCUCUCUGUCUGUGUGGAAUGACGUUCAUUGAUACGUGGCUUGGGAUCUGGUUAAACGCUGCUGCUGCUCAGGUGAAACAACUCAUUGCUCAAUUUUUCUGAUAUGUCGCCCCUUUAAAUAAAAUUUAGUGUUACGGCUGGCAACCUAACUUACGUUCAACUAAUAUAGUGGUGGCGAGGCUUGUUUCCUCGUUGUGCAGAAAUUAAAUCAAUCGAGCUGUUUGUUCCACGCGUGGAGUCGACCAUGGUUAUGAUUCCGUAGAUUUCAUUUUCACGAGAUCGUAACGCUCAGAGUUUCUUUUUAUGACCUUAACUCUGUCGCCAGAGAAAAAUAUAAACUUAUCCCCAUCCAAACGAAUCCAGUCAGGCUGAAACCGCGUACAAAGUUUCAAUCGCCUACACGAAUUCGCAAAUCCGUCGUAUCCAAAAGAAGUGAGCGGGUUUCCUAGUUUCGUGUGCACCGAAGGCCGAUUCGUGUAAAAAAAAAUACCCGGAUUCGUUUGGGAAUGGCAUGAGGCAGCGUCCACUCGAAUCCUGAUAUUUUUGGAAACCGCAUAGUUUCUUUACACGAAACCAAUGAAUCCGCACACCGAUACCGAACCUUUUUGACGCUAUUCUCCAGAGUGGUUUAAGACCCUGCCCACACGAAUCGGGGUAAAAAAAUAUGCUUUUUCAAAAAUGUCCGAGUUCAUGUGGACGUGGCCUUAAAUCUUAAGCGGGAUUCAUUAACAACCUACGCGUAUAGCUGUCGCGUUUGUCUGUUGGAAUUUGUUAUUGUUUUUUGGCUUAAAAAAAUGAACACAUUUGUUCUAGCGGGCAAAUGUGUCGGCCAUACGUGCAUGUUGCAAAUGAAUCAACCCUUAGGCCCCGUCCACACGAAUAUUUUCGAAGCCGCAUGCUUUUUUUAUACGAAUCUGCCCUCCGUCCACACGAAGCCAGUGAAUCUGCACACCGAAACCGCAUAUUUUUGAAACCGCUCUCCGGAUACGCUGAAACCGUGAGUCUACUUGUUAUUUGCGUCAACGCUGUAUCCGGUUUCAAUCGUCUAUUCGGAUACGUUUAUGACACAAAAAUUCUCUAUGGGGUGGUUUCAAAACGAAGUCGAUUCAACGGUCUCUUGUAGACGGAAGGCCGAUUCGCUUGUGGACGGGGCUUCAGAUACAUCAUACUUAAGAUCCAUGUUGACAUUUAAUUUUACUCCUUUAAUUAAAAGAACAUGCCAGAACGCUUCGUUUUUGUUUAGUCACUGAAGUAAUAACUAUGUUUGGUUUCCUUUUUUCACAGAAUUUAACAACGCCUGAAAGGUCUGGCAUCAUGGCUAACAAUUCUUCAAACAGCUUUUAUAUGUUUAUAUAUGUUGUAUCAUCCUUGGCGUUCUUCAUAGCCGUGUUGAUGAAAACUUACUUUUUUGUGCAUUUGACUCUGAAAUCAUCCUCUCAACUUCAUGACAAAGUGUUUGAGCGAGUUUCCAGGGCCAGCAUGGCUUUUUUCGAUACCACUCCAACCGGAAGGAUACUCAACCGAUUUUCUAAAGAUCUGGACGAGAUUGAUAUCCAACUGCCUUUUAACUUGGAAGCGUCUGCACAAAAUGUCAUACGUAUAUUAAUUUCCGUGGCUGUAAUCGCUGUUGUAUUCCCGUGGUUCUUAAUUGGUUUGUUUCCUCUUUUUAUUUUGUUUCUAUUAAUAACUCGAGUAUUUAACCGGUCGGUUCGUCAGCUAAAACGCAUGGAUGGUGUCACUCGCUCGCCUCUCUACUCCCAUUUAUCAGCAACGGUACAAGGUCUUUCUACUCUGCACGCAUACAACAAGAUGGCCGACUUCAAUGAAGUUUUCAAAAAGUACCUGGACUUAAACACUCGCCCUUUUUUCAUGUUCUACUGUUCAAAUCGUUGGUUGGCUGUGCGCCUUGAUAUGCUGACUGUGUGUAUAGUUACCCUUGCGGCUUUCAUGGUAGUACUCAUCAAGGGAACCCUCCCUCCAGCUUUCCUUGGUCUUGUGUUGACGUAUUCUCUGAAGGUAAGAUUCUGCCUUUUCAAAACCAAUACUAUGUUAACACGAGUCCGUUUAAGUUUGCAAACACGUACAAACUUAGUAGUCUUACCCAUAUUAUAUGUUUAUUAAGUCUUCACAAGCGAAUAAUGGCAAACGUUUAUAUAGACCUUUUUUUCGUAUAGGUGGUUUUCACUUGACGUCAUCGCGGCCAUGUUGGUGCACAGAACAAUAGAGAAAAAGUCUUUUGGGAAUUUGACUCUAUUAUUAUGCAAAAUACGAGCCAUAAUUUGCUAUUGUUUUGUGCACCAACAUGGCCGUCUCAUCACGUGACUGAAAACCAUCUAUUCUGCUCCAGUGAGCUCACGCAGGGGAAACGAGGUCGAGGCUUCGGUGGACAAUUUCAUUGAAAUCACUGUCCUUUGUGACCCCAGGCCUCCAGUUGGUUGCUUUGUUUACAGAAAUGCAGGAACGGUCUAUUGUUAUUAACGCUCAGUGGGUAAGUUCGAAAACAGGAGAAAAAUUCGUUCUUGUGAUGGCGAACGCCAUGGAUGCAUGCCCAUUCGGGUUCGAGGAAUAUUUGUUAAAUAGUACUUAGCUGAGCCGUUAGCCAUUUGUUUAAAUGAACUUCAAGGUUCUAGCAAAAUAACAACCAAACCCUGACGACUGGCACUAAGAGAACAGUGGGUUGUGUUUCCCCAAGAUCCUCAUCCUCAUUGAGCUAUUUUGAAACAAGACGCUACGGAGCGUACACUUCGGCGUCGUGGUUGUGGAACUAAUUAACUGUAAAUGCGGAGGAAUAGUAAAAAAUCAAAUAUGGUAAGAGUAAGGUGUUAAUUUGUGAAAUUAUGGGAUUUGUCAGGAUAUUCUGAAAAGAGCAACAUCCAAGAGGCCUACUUGCCAAAAACUAGCAUUUCGGGACAAAUUGUCCCCGAGAUAUUAGCCCAGUUAUGCUCUGAUGACUCCAUACAAAUCCUUCUAAAAAAACAAUUCUCUAUUUUUCUUAGUCACAUCAGGCUUCAAAAACAGCAUAGCAGUCUCAUGUACUGAUUAAAGAUAUGUAAGGCAUAGGUAAGGAGUCAAUUACGUUGAGCAUGGAAUUGGCUAAAACUCAAGGUCACGAGUUCGAAUGUUUUGAGGAUAAUUAUUCACUGACUAUCAGCACGCAGGGAUGUCGGAUUAACACAAGGAAGUUUAACACCAAAGGAGCAUACCCUUUACAGAGCUUUAAAACACAGCAUCCACCAACACAAACUUGACUUAAACUUUGAGUAAAACUAAACAGCCUCUACCAAUAAUAACAAACUCUCACUUGAACUUCAGAUAUCUUACGGCUUCCGCGAACUUGUAAACACAAUACCUGAAAAUCGACCUUCGUCACACUUGACUAAACACAGCAGUCCAGCUCGUGGGAAAAAAACUUAGUUCUUUAAAAGAACUCGCUUGGAACUUGUAUACCGUUUGACAUAAGGUUCUAGAAAAUACUAAACAGCAGGCGAAUAGUGGUAGCUUUUCGACAUAUUUUAUGAUUUCAGUAACUGAUGCAAAUCUGCUGACUCAUGCUGAAAUGUAAACAUGCUCUAAUAAUUAAUUAUUCAUGGAUAAUCCAAAAACGUAGAGAACGUUCGAGAAAGUCACGCAACGCAUGAAAGCAAUUUUACUACGUAACACUCAACAAAGACAAAAUGUCUUUUUGCAGCAUUUUGUAACUUUAAAUUCAUCAUAAAACAGUUCGAAAGGAGGGCUCACUCGUGAAAUGUUUUUCAACACUCGAAGAGAAAUUUCGUGUCUCUGCGCGGCCACGAAAUAUCCUCUAUUUAUUCCUCGAGUAAUAGCCCAUUUUACAGUUGCCCGUGAAAACGAGGCUGGAGUUGACCUUGUUUUGAUACAGCCCUUCCUGCUUUAUUAUGUAAAUCAUGUCUUUCUUAUGCUAACUAGUAUUUUUUAAGCAAAAUUUACAUUAGAAAAGGAUGGAGGUUUUUAUCAAAACAAGGUCAACCUCAGCCUCACGUUCACUCAAAGGCUAGGACACUAAGCACACAACUGUAAACUGGCCUAUUAAAGACUAAACUCGAAGUGAUCUCAAGAUAUCACGAAGUAGUCAGGUCUCAUUUCGUGAAAUAGUUGAAACAAGCCGAAAAGUCACGAACUUGCACGCCCAAUCUUGUCCCGAAACUAGUGCAUCAUUUCAUAACUAUUUUUCAUAUCCCAAACUACCUUGGGUCGCAGUAGCGCAAUCGGCUAAUCCCUCAACUUAGAGUCUCCUCUGAUCUGACGGGUCACACAGGUGAGUCGGUUCAAACCCCGGGAAAGCCAAAAUAAUAAUUCUUCCUUCCUCGAAAAAGUUAAAGAAUAAAUCAAAGAAAUCGAAGUGAUCUCGACAUAUCUCGAAUUACUUCGGCUCUCACUUCGUCAAAUAGCCGAAUAAAACCGAAAACCUACAGACUUUGCAUGCCCAAUCUUGUCAAAAAAUUGUAACUUUGAUACAUUCCUGAGCGUCGCGAAACCUUUACUUCGCGCUCCGCCGAAGUAAAAAUAGCUCAUAUGUCAGUGGUCUAAGCGUAUGUAUCUUUGUGGCUUUUUGGUUUGUCCGUUCGGAUGUGUGUUGCAGGGGCCAAUAAGGUUGAAGGUACUAUGAGUUGAUUGCUAGGAACCAAUGAGAUUUUGCGUCUAAACUUGACAUUGCUGCGCUAAAGGUAAAGCAGGGGCACUUUGAGACUGCCAUUUUGGUUCUUCACAAUUUUGUUUUCUUCUAUUACGGCUAAAGGCGUUCAGAAGCAUAACAUUUAAAUAUCUUCAUGAUUCAAACGGUGAGUUCAGUGAUGCAGCUGUUUAAGGGUUCAUAUUUUAGUGUGGCUGCUGGUUUAAGACAUUUACGACCUAAUUCGGCUAUUUCGGCAAUUCGAACGGCACAAUGUACGUGUUUUCUCACCUGCUUUAAAGUAAAGUACAAAAAAUCAUAGUCUUCAAAGGUCUACAAAUGAAACGUUAAUAAUUGGUAUUUAGAUGUUGACUUUAACUUGGAAGGAUGCGUAAUUGUAUUUUCAGAAGCUUGAACAAGACCUGGUUUUUUUAAAGCUUUACCGAGUAAAUAUAAUUCUGUAAACAUGCUUUCUUCUCUCCUGUACAAAGUUCAGUCAACAGAGCUUUAAAUUCACGUUCCGGUAACUUAAGUAUAACCAUACUUGUACUUGUACUUGACAGCAAACAUGAAUGUUUGCUGUCAACCAUACUUGUACUUGACAGCAAACAUUCAUGUUUGAUGUCAUGAAAGUAAUUAAAACAUAGUGUUUAAUUUACCCAGUGGCUAAGUAAAGAUGCGUAACUUUUGCGUUAGCCAAUAAACUUGGAAGUACCCAGUUGACGAAAUAAGUAGAGAUUGUUUCAUUGAGUGGAAUUACAUGAGAUGAGUAGAAAUCAGUAUUUCAGCAGACAAUCAUUCUUUUAGAAGUAAAGUAAUGAAUGAUGCAUAAUUUUGUUGCAGAUGUUAGAAAAGGAGGUGAUUUGUUAAAAUCGUUUGAGCUAAGUAAUCUCGUAAACAAUAUGCGUUCUUUCACGUACAAAUUUUAAAAGGGGCAAAGUCAAUAUCUUCACGUGCUAAUUGUGUGUAUGAGUUAUUUUUAUAAUCCUCUUUACUAGAUAACUGUGUGAUAACUCGAAUUCCCUCACGUACGAACCACGAAAGGGGGCAAAGUCCAACACUUUCACGUGCCAGCUGUGUGACUGUACAUCUCAUGCAGAUUGGCUUUUCACAGUAAUACUAGUAACUUGAACGUAUCAAGACCUGUUUCGUUUUGUAACCAAUGCCUUAAAAAGGCUCUUGUCUUUUAAGAAGCAAUAGCUUUUGAAACAUGAAGAAUUAAGUUGUCAGAGUUAAAGACUGUUUCACUGAGUAGAAUCGCACGUGAAAACCUCGUGAAUUACGAUGAUGUAACCUUCUACCACAAUGAUAAAAAUCCCGGUAUUUCGUAAUUAGUCGGUAUUCUAUGAGCCACAUUUUCCUAAGAAACUCCUAGGUUUCUUGAGGAUCGACUCAGCUGAGCGUUUCGCAUUUUCAUUUAUGACCAUUUAUUUAUCGNCUCGAAUUCCCUCACGUACGAACCACGAAAGGGGGCAAAGUCCAACACUUUCACGUGCCAGCUGUGUGACUGUACAUCUCAUGCAGAUUGGCUUUUCACAGUAAUACUAGUAACUUGAACGUAUCAAGACCUGUUUCGUUUUGUAACCAAUGCCUUAAAAAGGCUCUUGUCUUUUAAGAAGCAAUAGCUUUUGAAACAUGAAGAAUUAAGUUGUCAGAGUUAAAGACUGUUUCACUGAGUAGAAUCGCACGUGAAAACCUCGUGAAUUACGAUGAUGUAACCUUCUACCACAAUGAUAAAAAUCCCGGUAUUUCGUAAUUAGUCGGUAUUCUAUGAGCCACAUUUUCCUAAGAAACUCCUAGGUUUCUUGAGGAUCGACUCAGCUGAGCGUUUCGCAUUUUCAUUUAUGACCAUUUAUUUAUCGCGGUACCCAAUUUCGCUUUAAAACCCAGUCUACUUUAGGAUAAAAAAGGUAGAUUCAUCACUCUUGGUAAGCUUACCCUGAAGUGUAAAGGUUGCACUGAAGCAUCCAAAAUAGCUCAUGCACGUUAAAUGUGCCUAUGGUUUUAUCACAGACACUAAGAUUUACCCGGUGAAACGUUUGGUAAAAUGGCUUAGAAGAAUAGAAUUCUCCAGGAAAAAAAACUAGGUAGCUUGAAGAGUCGUUUCAUUUUCCCUGGGUAAAUCUGCCAGUGACAAGCAAGGUUUUGAACACUAAGAUCUCUAAGAUGAUAAAUGAAAUCUUGGAAACAAAACGCCUUGAAAGUUUGUAUCUUAACCUUUGUCAAUAAUCAAUUAACUUUCUUUCAAUACGUUCAUCAAGUACGUUGUUUUUGUGUACAGAUGACCAUGCUGCUACAGUUUACUGUCCGUCAGGUGGCAGAAACAGAGGCGCGGUUCACAAGUGUUGAACGAAUUAGUUAUUAUAUCCAGUCUGUGCCAAGCGAGGCUGCGUUAGAGAUUCCAGAAAAAAAACCUCCCUCAAACUGGCCCUCAUUUGGAGCAAUUCAACUGUCAGGGAUCAAGGUAAUACUCAUUUGUAUGCAAUUCUUAAGCGCUCCAGUUAAGAGGCAAUUCAUCUCCAGUCCCUACGCGGAAAAAGUUUACCAGGCAGGAUUACAAAUUAUAUAGUUGAGGCUCUCGUAAGCGACCACCUCAAAAAUUCGAAAAAGUGGUCGUAACUUGAGCCAGUCGCUUACAAGAAUGAGUUAUCGUAAGCGACCGCAUAGUAAAACAAUAGAGGUAGUCGCUUACUGGGCUUCAGAAACUCGUUAGUAAUUCAUAAUGAAAAAGCAAAAGAAAAACAUAUCUUUCUAGUAUUCAAGAGUUAACCAUGGCUUAGGCAGUGACGUCAUAAUAAUCAAAAUUGCGGCUCAGGGGAAAUUUAAUUAAACUUUCAAACUUUGUAAAAAAAAAACUGUCUGUGUUGUUCUAAACAGAUGCGAUAUCGCGAUGGACUGCCUCUGGUGCUUCAUAAUGUCAGUUGUGAAAUCAAAGGAUGUGAAAAGAUAGGAAUCGUGGGAAGGACAGGUUCUGGCAAAUCAUCUUUAGGUGUGUUGCUAUGGCGACUUGUGGAGCCUGAGGAGGGAUCCAUGUAUAUUGAUAAUGUGGAUAUCACCCAAAUUGGUAUGUAAAUGAGUUGUGGUUCUAUUUUAUUCUUGCUUUAAACUUUAGUUUCUUUUUAGGGGGUGGUUACGUACCUUUCAAAGUUUGAUGCAAACAAAUGUAUUUUAAAGCAAUGAUAAAAUUGAACUACAGCAAACGCUGCUUGUACUCCUUAAGUACCCCUCUUGGUCAAGUCGUAACGAGAAUUUUAUUAUAAGUCAGGACUGUCCAGACAGAUUAGUCAAUUCCUAAUAGUCCAGUCAAUCUAGGCAUUUUUGAGCCUGAACAUCAAACCAACUGCAACAGAAUUGUUUUCAACGCCAUUUAAGCGAGAGUUGCUUAUCUAGCAACAUACUAAAAAUGCGCCAAAAUUAAGCGUUAAGCAUUUUGAGCUUUUAACUUAGGACACCCACGUUAGUUAAAAUUAUACGUUCAAAAGAAAAAUGCACAAGACGUGUUUGUUACUCUAGCGAAAACUUAAAGAAAAAAGAAUAACUGCUUCCAAGUUUUCGGUGAAAAAAGAAGUGUUUUUUUAAGGAUAAAUAUUUAACACGGCUGGCUAUUGCACAUGAAAGCCAUGCUCUACUCAAGACACCCUAAAAAUAACAAGGGGCUUACAAAGUAAUAGAGUGAACUGUUAGCUGUAAAAUUACAACAAAUUUAGUCGUAAGGUUUUAAAUCUAAAAAAUGGAAGCCGUUACUUAAUUAUUAGCUUUUAAAAUAUUUCCUUUCUUAUCAGAUUUCGGUUAGCCAUAACGGUAAGAAAAAAUGUAUAUCCAGCUGUAUUUUCCAAUAAAGUUACAGCCCUCCAACAGUUUUUUGUUUUAAAGACGUGAUGUCCAGUACAUAAGCAUGUAUGCCCAUACUUUCGCGCCUUCAUUGGCCACUGCAAUUAUUUUCAGACGUAUAGGAUCCUGUGAACGUUAUAGAAAAAGAGGUCUUUAUUUUCUGAUGAACGAAAAACUGGUCAAGGUUCAGGGCAGUUCUCACAAAAGAAAGGCAAGGAGGAAAUGUAAACGUCUUCAGGCCACAGAACGAUUGAUCUCCUUAUUCAUCGUACCAAUAACGGUAGGGCUGCCGCAGAAAGUACAAACUGAACACACGGAUACAUUAAGCUAAAUCUGAGACUCGCUACAAGAAGAUAAAAAAGAACAAUAAGAAUGCGCUUGGUUUUCUGGAAUUCCCUUGCAACAGAGUCGGCUAGAUGCAAUGAUAAGCGCAGAGCGUCAGUAUUUACCAAAAAUCAAAUUAACAGAGUCCUAAGCAGCAUAUUUAUUCACUCAUAUUGUAAGGUACGGAGUCGCAAGAAAAAAAAGCAUCCCAGUUUUCGAUCACACAUAUUUUUGGCAAGGUUUUAAACAUAACUACUUCACAAAACUCUAGUACAGAAACAGAAAUAUGGUAAACCGUUUGUACUCAUCCAAAGCAAUCGUCCGUAUCGCACAUUUAGUGGCAGUAUCCUGCAGCUUGGAUGCAAAUUUAGUAUAUGUAGCUGACUGAUUGUGAACAGUUAGAUUUGAUAUUUGAAUUACCCGCAAAUAAAACUUCUAAAAUACAUACUGCAUUUCUGCGAGUCAGAAAAAACUAUUAUUAUGUUUUAAUCAACUUAAUACAGAUUUUCUAAUUAUUUCCGUUUCAAAUACCACCAUAAAAUACUUGUUGGCCGAACAAUUAACUUACUGAAAUUAUUUUAUUUUAAUCAUAUCGUCAUGUACUAUGAUGACUGUUUUCUCUUCUUUUUUUUGGCCAUCUAUGUCCUUUCUUCUUUUUUUUUUUAUGGUGUGUGUCUUAAGAUGUUUUGUAUGUCUAGUUAUUGUGAUGUCCUGUACAUUCGACACUACUUUCAAAGAACUAGUUGCUAGCUCGAAAACCUUACGGUUAUCUAGCCGCUAGGCAUUUCUUUCUAUGUAAUAAUAUUUAGUUUAAAUUGUAAUUGAAUAUUCUACGUGUUAAGUUACUAAUUAUUCAAUAAGUUUGACAAACCCUGUAAUGGAAAUGUGAAUAAAGUGUUGUUGUUAAACAGAAUGUGAUGACAGACGCCCGGCUGGGUAACCUGUACAAAGCCGCUAAGACGAAGCACUGACCCAGGUGUUUCNUUUUUUAUGGUGUGUGUCUUAAGAUGUUUUGUAUGUCUAGUUAUUGUGAUGUCCUGUACAUUCGACACUACUUUCAAAGAACUAGUUGCUAGCUCGAAAACCUUACGGUUAUCUAGCCGCUAGGCAUUUCUUUCUAUGUAAUAAUAUUUAGUUUAAAUUGUAAUUGAAUAUUCUACGUGUUAAGUUACUAAUUAUUCAAUAAGUUUGACAAACCCUGUAAUGGAAAUGUGAAUAAAGUGUUGUUGUUAAACAGAAUGUGAUGACAGACGCCCGGCUGGGUAACCUGUACAAAGCCGCUAAGACGAAGCACUGACCCAGGUGUUUCUAUAUUAGUUGGCGUUUUUUUAAACCAAAUCUACCCAAAAUACAUUAGCAAUGAUGUAUCUACGAUUCUUAAGGGAAAAAAAACACGAUUAUCUGAUCUUUUGUCUGAAUUUGUGAUUUUGCUGAAACUGGAUUUCCUGUGGUGAUAGUUGAAAAUCUUUGUUGCCAAUUUUUCUUUCAUGUUCCAUCGAACGGAUUUUGGCGGAUUUUUAGUAUGUUGUUAGGUAGCCGUCUAAUAAUUAAAUGGCGUUGAAAAAAUUCUGUUGCAAUUAGUUUAAUGUUACGCCACAACUUGACUGGACUACAAGUAGUAUACACGGUAGUGAGAGAUUUUUAGCAAAAACGCCCGAGGAAAAAUGGUCGGUCAGCUAGUUCUGAAUUUUGUAAAGCGGGAAAAUUAUUCGCUACUGAGCUCCCCCGAAUGUAAUCCCACUCAAAAGACCUUGCGAAAGUAAUAAGCCUACGGAUUUAGGCCUUCUUUGACUCGUCACGAAGCGGUCCCCUUAUCCCGUUGUGGAGGAUUGCGUGACGAACCAAAAGAACACAUGCGUAUGAGGCGAGAUAAACAUAUCAUCUGAAGUUCCAGGUGCCCUGGCGAAUUGGAUGCAGUAAGUAAGAAAACUUUUGCAAAGAUUUCUUCCCGUUGUUUGUACAUGUCUUAUUUGCAGGUUUGGAAGAUCUUCGAUCCAGAAUUUCAAUCAUUCCUCAGGACCCAGUCCUUUUUGUCGGAACUGUAAGGUAACAGUUUAUUUGUGUCUAUAGGUCUGUCUAACGGGUGGCAACAUGCAACUUGUUUUGCAAUAUUGCUGCAAUACGAGUUGAAAAGCGAUGUCGGUCGUUUAGCCUUCACGUUCAAACUUAUCUUGUAACAAAUCAGGUUUUUGCAGGUUGGGAAAAGUUGUUACAGAAAGCAGAGAGUAGUUCUACUUUUUGGAGUAAAAUCUGUACAUGUUGCGUAUUUUACCGGCCCAAGGCAAACUUGUUUUGCAGAAAGUGACGUCACCCCCGUGUAUUGCGUUAGUACCCCGUAUUUUAUCUAAUGAGAAGUAAGCGUUCACGCAACUUGCUGCAACAUGUUGCAAGACAGGUUUUAUAGUCGCAGCCUUUACAAGCUAUAGUUUUUAACACACAAACUUUAUUCUAGAACUUCUACAACUGGUGCAGGGAAACAAGUGAACCGAUGUGAAGUAUAACGAAGUAUAGCAGUACUGAAAAGUAACAAUUAAACAAAUACAAAGUCAAGAUAAAACAACCUACAAACUGAACAAAGCAAUAAGGCAAUCUAGAAAUGCGAAUGAAACAAACGAGAUACUUACAAGACGAUAGCGAGAUAAGGACGAAAAACUAGGACGAGCAAAAACCCAAACAUUAAACUGUAAACUGGACCAAGCGCAGCUAAACGAAGAACUGACGCGAAAAAUUACAAUAAAAGCUAAAUAUACGAUAUGCAGAAAAAUCCUAACACGAAGGACAAAGCUACGCGGACAAUGAAAAACUAAUGAACCAAACAACAGCACUAAAGGCGCGAACACGAAAAUAACUAAGAACGCGGCGAACAUAAAAAUACUAUAAAGAUAACGGAAAAAAUUCCUGGCGUUUACAUUCCGGCCCCUAAAUACAAAUCGCUUGUAUUUACCUAAUAUUAUAGAAAAAAGGAGCCAGGAACUAGCACAAAAAAUUAACUAUGGAAAACAAUAAUCUUCUUUAACGCCAAACUCCUUAAACGAAAAAGAGUGUCACGAAGGCCUAAGUGCCUCAACAGGCUUCACUGUUCAGACUUGAUAGAACAUCACGUAAGCUCAGUGAAAGUCACGCAAAGUCUUCUUGAACAAAUCCGGGAAAACAAGACACUUUCAAUGUUCAAUUGAUUCCAGCAAACAUAACUUCAUAAUGGGUCGCUCCAAAGUAGAGGUCUUGGUUUUGACUCUUACGCGACGCACGAAACCAUCUCUAUCUGGGAACACUUCUGUGAUUCGACCAAUCGGCCACACGUCCCUGGGCGUCGAUUCAUCAACGAUAACUGUGUCUCCAACAGUGAAGUUUCUUCUCGGUCGAAACCAUUUCUGGCGCUCCUGCAACGAAGGAAGGUAUUCUCGUCCAGCGACCCCAAAACACAUUUGCCAAAUACUGCACUGGACGCCAUCUUCUCCUGGAAUGAUUGUCGUUCUUUUCAAAUAGCCCUGGUGGUAGAGAUUCGUUUUGGCGAAGUAGUAGGAGGUGAUUCGGCGUAAGAGGCUCCAAAUCGUUAGGAUCGUCGGAGACCUUGGUCAGCGGCCUUCCAUUAAUGAUACUCUCAGCUUCACACAAUAAGGUUUGAAGACAUUCGUCGUCAAGGACUUGCUCCUUGGUCAAAGCUCUAAGAAUCUUGCGAGUGGAUCUGAUAAGUCUUUCCCAGAUUCCACCGUGGUGGGAAGCCGCUGGAGGAUUGAAGACCCAUUUGAUACCUUGCUGUAGAAGGGUGUCGUGAAUCUUGGCCUGAUUCCAACUUGAGAUCAUAACGCGAAGUUCCUUUUCAGCUCCCGUGAAAUUCGUACCAUUGUCUGAACGAAUCUCUUUAACCUGACCUCUGCGGGCAAUAAAUCUUCUAAGAGCUAAGAUAAAGGAAUCCGUGUCCAAUGUGUGGGAAAUCUCCAGAUGGAGUGCUCUCAAAGCUAGACAUGUGAAAAUAGCUCCAUAUCUCUUUACCAAGCUUCUCUUCUGGUGGACAAGGAAAGGACCAAAGUAAUCAAUUCCAACACGUGUAAAAGGGGGUUGAUCUGGAGUGACCCUGGAACGAGAUAAGUCGGCCAUUUUCUGUUCUCCAGCGGGGCCAUGGUGACGUUUACACCGGAAACAGGACGACAGAACACUUCUUGCCGUUGUGUUGGCUCGAAUCAACCAAAAUCGCUCGCCCAAGAGGGCUAGCACGUAUUCUCUCCCAGAGUGACCACUUUUCUCGUGAAAGAACCUGAUGAGCAGUACACCAAGUGGAGAAUCCUUGGAGAUAAUUAUCUGAUGCCUUGAUUCGUCAGGUAAAGGAGCUCUGCUAAGUCGUCCGCCAACGCGAAGUACACCACCAAUUAGGACUGGGCUUAAUUUUGCAAGGCAACUUGACUUCUUUACACAUCCUCCUUUCUUGAUGGUUUCAAUUUCCUCAGGAAAUGCAUGAGGAAAUGCUUUAGGGCGUGUACUUCGGCUUGUAGCUCAGCAAUUCUCGCAGCUUUUUUUGCCCUUCCAACAGAAAUGGAACUAGCUCGAGAAGAUCGGCUGUACGCCGAACCACAUCCGGAUCGUUUCCUGUUUCUUAAACCAAGUUGUGAGACACUGUUAUCGGGAGUAACAUCAAGGUCUUGAAUUCGGAUCUCCGUUACACGCAACCAGUCGUUAACCGUUUGACAGAAGAAAUUAAAACUCGACUCAAUGUCAGCGAAGUAAACUACUGAUUCCUGUCUUUGGCUCUCAUCGAUUAGGGCAGCAUCAUACUCCUCGUGUGCAUCUGUAAAUCUUUGAAAAGGGGACUGCUUCAAAAUUAUUCUCAUCCGUUAAUAAGCUGUCAAUUUCUUUACGCUUAACCGUCAAGGCAGAGAGCACUCCGCCUCUUCUCAUUCUAAGUUCUCGGAUUCUUUCCAUUGCAACUGCUUCUUGAUCCAGCGAAGAAUUAGGCUUCCGCGAACGGGUACUUGAACGACGAACACUUUGACCAUUUUUCCCGGCGGAACACGACAAAUUGGCCUCCUGAACCACAUGAGACAUCGCCGAAAGUCCGACAACUCUCGUCUUUACGAAUAUAAUCGCAGCCUUUACGCGCUAUAGUUUUUAACACACAAACUUUAUUCUAGAACUUCUACAACUGGUGCAGGGAAACAAGUGAACCGAUGUGAAGUAUAACGAAGUAUAGCAGUACUGAAAAAUAACAAUUAAAGAAAUACAAAGUCAAGAUAAAACAACCUACAAACUGAACAAAGCAAUAAGGCAAUCUAGAAAUGCGAAUGAAACAAACGAGAUACUUACAACACGAUAGCGAGAUAAGGACGAAAAACUAGGACGAGCAAAAAACCCAAACAUUAAACUGUAACCUGGACCAAGCGCAGCUAAACGAAGAACUGACGCGAAAAAUUACAAUAAAAGUUAAAUAUACGAUAUGCAGAAAAAUCCUAACACGAAGGACAAAGCUACGCGGACAAUGAAAAACUAAUGAACCAAACAACAGCACUAAAGGCGCGAACACGAAAAUAACUAAGAACGCGGCGAACAUAAAAAUACUAUAAAGAUAACGGAAAACAUUCCUGGCGCUUACAGGUUUGAAAGUAAAACGUACAACGUCACUUUUCAAAUUGUUUUUUAGCAAUGUUUGGACACAAGUUGCACGUUUUACCGUGUGUAAAUAUCUGAACCUAAUUCAGCAAUAUUUCAUGACACCCGGUUUCUUUAUAAGUGUUUGUUAAAGCCCCGUCCACACGAAUCCGGAUCUUUUUGAAACUGCCUAAAUUUUUGUCAAAUAGGCCUUCUGUCCACUCGAAACCAGUGAAUCUGCUCACCGAAACGACAUCUUUUAAAGCCGCUUUCCAGGGUGGAUUUUUUUGGGAUCCGACUGGUUUGGCGCAUUCGUGUAGACGACUGCAACCGUCAUAAACUCGGGUCCAGGCUCAAAUAACAAAAUGGAAAAUUGCAAAUUUAAAAUAGCGGCAACAAACCUCUUGUUUACUUGGAUAAUGUUCUUUGAACAGUUUCAGUAUAUCAGAAUAUAUGGAAUGAAGCGAUUGCCAUGCGACGUUUUCCACUUGACAUUCGUGCUUGAGACACGUAUGAAAUGUCGGCUAAAAGCGCUGGAACUAGGAAGGAUAUACGGGCAGUGAAAUCACAUCGCGGGUCCGAAUGCCUGCUAGCUAGGAGGUAGGCAGUGUACACCGCAGUAGCCUAUUCGUGUGGAUGUGUGAAUCCAAAGUGGAUAGUACGCGGUUUCAACAUAUCCGUAUUCGUGUAUUUUUCACCCUUUGUUAAUACAUGUCACCGUUCUUUUGUCAGGUAUAACUUAGACCCAUUUAAACAGCACAGUGACAAAGAACUAUGGAAGGCACUAGAGAAAGCACAUCUGAGGGAGAUGGUAGGAGUACACUUACUGUAGUUGUGAUUUGAGAACUUGCCACGUUGUUGAAAGUACCUCAUUCUUACUAUCCUUGCUAAAAUUUCCGUCUUUAAGGUGUUUCGAUACAGUUUUUCAAAGGCCAUACCGAUAUUUUUUAAUCGCCUUAAAAGUGGUUUUUUCCUUGUCCAAUCGGUAUAAAAUUUUCACCAAUGAUUGUGUAUAAAUCGAAAUUUGUCAAAAUGCAGGUUUUCGUAAAAUUGAUAUUACUAUGACAACAAUAAACAAAGAACUUUGAAACUGAUAAACGUCUAAUUUUGCGCGAUCUAGACGAGCUACUGAAAAUCCAACACUAGGAACGUAAAGUUUGAUGUUAAGGGAAUAACCUCCGUAAGAAGUAAAAAAUUCUGAAUGUUUGAAUUCGACUAAAUGUCAUUUGAUUUUAAGGUGGACAGUUUGCCAGCACAACUUCUUGCCCCUGUUACUGAAAAUGGUGAGAACUUCUCAGUUGGUGAGAGGCAGUUGAUUUGUAUGGCAAGAGCUCUGCUAAGACACAGUAAGGUAAGAAAUCCUGUCAGUCAGUAUAAACAACUGUCAGAUGAGUCAGUCGCUUCAUCUCUCCUUUUUUCAGUGGUCUUGUUUUUUUACUUUGAUACAACAAAUUUUACACGUAAAUGUAAGUAUUUAAUACGACACUUGCUUGGUAGGGAAUGUAUAAACUAUUGAUAGUUUUGUAACAACAAUUUGUAACACCGUUUAUUAUUGUGUGUGUUUCAGAUCUUACUACUUGAUGAAGCUACGGCCGCUAUUGACUCUGAGACAGGUAACGUGUUAAAAACAACGGGGAAGGGUUUCCAUAGAGGGAGUAUACCGCGUACUUAAUUUGGGAAAAUUUGGAAGCUGUCAUGCCAUUGUUAAUUUUCACAUUUCUGGGAGGAAAUUAACUUUCUCUUAUAUGUUCUUUAGAUGCUAAAAUCCAGGACACGAUCCGUGAGUCGUUUAAGGACUGCACACUUUUAACGAUCGCACAUCGCCUGAAUACUGUUAUGGAUUCUGAUCGGAUUAUUGUCAUGGAUGAAGGAAAGGUACAAGGGCUGUUUAUUUGUUGUGUAAAACCAGUGAUGUACAAUUGAUAACAAAAAACGGCAAGGUCAUCGUUCGUGAUUUAUCGUUUUAUUGAUUGUAAUCAACUCAGUGAAAAAACGAUACUGAGUUUAUGCUAAAGAGGAAUAUAAUGAAUAGAUUUGUUUUAUGCUGCAAAGCUUUCGGCCCCAAACUAUAACUUUGAAAGCUUCUUUAUUGAAAAACUAUGGCUUAGUUUGAUUUGCUCUCUUUCAGAUUGUUGAGUUUGAUAGUCCUUCCACAUUAUUGGCAAAUCCAGACUCGGCAUUUAGUAAACUUGUUCAAGCUACAGAAAUCGAAGCAGAGGAUCAUUACCUUGUAGAGUAA
Porites evermanni is the source of this 64381-nucleotide messenger RNA. Lineage: Eukaryota; Metazoa; Cnidaria; Anthozoa; Scleractinia; Poritidae. The record is from the annotation of a GenBank genome assembly.